Molecule: messenger RNA, 58436 nt
Organism: Paramuricea clavata
Lineage: Eukaryota; Metazoa; Cnidaria; Anthozoa; Malacalcyonacea; Plexauridae
Source: the annotation of a GenBank genome assembly
AUGUGGCGAGGUGAGUCACGCACAGUUUAUAGACCAUUUAGGUGAUCUCAAGUCAGCAGAAUUAACUUGCAUGUGGUUAAUUUUACCACAGUACUGGUUAACGUGAUCAUAAUCCUGGCUAUAAUUUAACCAAGAUUUCUGGUUAAUAAUCCACCUACACUGUAACAUAAUCUGGUUGAUUCAACCAUAUAGCCUAGUUAAAUGAACCAGGAAUCUUGGUUAAAUUAGCCAGCACUAUGAUCAAACCAGGAUUGUAGUUAAAUUAACGAGGAAAUGCAGGAACACCCCAAACAGGGUUAACAUGGAUGAUUCCAGUUAUGGACGAAAUUUUGAUCUAGACAAGGAGAACGAAAUCCAUUACCAUAGCUGGAAAGAGCAAAUUAAAAUGAGGAAAAUUGCAAAGUUUGGUUGCGAACUGUUGUAAAAUGAGGAAAAUAUAGCCUUGUGAAGUUCGCAAAUUUUGUACAUAUUUGCAUUACGCGCUGGGAAAAUAACCAUAAGUGAUUAUUUACAGGGCUAUAUUUUCCUCAUUUUACAACAUUUAGCAACCAAUCUUCGCAGUUUUACUCAUUCUAAGACGCGCUUUCUAGCUGUGGUGUUGGAUUUCGUUCUUCUUGCCUUGCCUUCUUCUUGCCUAGAACAAUAGUAAGUUUUUUAAAGUUGUGAAUUAGCCUUUCUCACGAUGACGAAUAUCCACCAUUUUUGCGUGGCAUCUAAUUCUCGUUAACCAAUGCAGACAACUAAAACAAUGUGAAGAGCAAUUUUUCAAAAUAAACUAACCAUUUACAAAGCAAAUUUACCAUCAUUUGUCAGAAAAAAUAUAAAAAGUCGCUGUUAUGUGGACUUAUUUCGCAGACUUCGGCUGAAAUGCCACCCAAAAAUGGCGGCGUGAGAAAGGCUAAUUGGUCAGCAACCAUGUAAACAACGUUGGCCAAAUUUGUUUAUAUACUGAUCACUUCUUUUUAGAACUUAUCAACAUUACUUGUGGAAUUCUAAACUCUCCCACUGGUGAACGUUCAUUAUCAGCCAAGACUUUCUUCCACAUCAUCACAGCCGCUGUCACUCAAGUCGAUUUAAAGUCCACUCCACUUUUUAAGUUUUUUACAAAUAUUUUUUCUGAUAUCAGGUACGUGUAUGAUAAAAUAUCCCUGAACAACCCUAUGUCCAGUUUAGCAUGCAGGUAUUCACACACUUACUGCAGCUAGAAUCAACUUUGCGUAUAAAUCAAGUUAUCCGAAUACUACUACAACACCAAAGUGCUUUUUGUGUUAGCAAAACACCAAAUACACUGAUCAGACGUAUUGACACCCAAUAAGUGUUAUAGGUGUUUCAAUACACGUAUUGGGUGACAUACUCAAUAAUGUAUGCAGAGCUGCAUUGAUUAAUGACAAUAAAUGGCUCAGGAAACAACAGGAUUUCUUAGCUUAUGUGUAAUGUUUCGUUGCCUCAGGAAAUGCACCUUGUUUACCGCCCGAUCUUGUGCGUGAGGAUACGCGAUUCACGCGAGGUUUGUAAAUUGAAAGUCUUGCGCGGAAAAGCAAAACCUUUCGUGGUGAGUGCUGUAAAAUCUCACGUAUGCAAUUUCUAAUCGCUUUUGUCUUGAAGACGACGUCUUCAUUGACGUUGCGAUUGUAUUUGCCAAACUGACUAGCAACAGGCUUCUAGCCAGGGUGUCAAAAGUGGCCGUCCGAAAAAUACUGUGGGUGUGACAACCUAUUUUCACAAACAUGGUAAAAAAACAUGGAGCUUGAAAUCAGUGGUGAUAUACUCAUAAUUCAGCGUAUUUUCUUGUAGAAUAGAUAAACAACGUACAGCUGAUAACCUUUUAGGUUUUAAAAAAACAUUUUCUUAGGUCGUCCAUGACCGUCUAUUAAAAAGUGGCCGUCUUAUUUUAAAAGUGGCCAUCCAUAGGACGGUUGGACGACCGCCUGGCUAAAUGCCUGACUAGCAACCCCGUUCCCAGGGUCGCUCCCUGGGACCGAGAUGACUGACUAGUAGGUAGAGGAGACUUAGGGGAGGGUGAUUAAUACGUAGAAGGGACUUAAGAUAGGGUGACUAGUAAGUAGAGGGGACAUAAGGGAGGGUGAAAGGUACUGUAGAGGGGACUUAGGGGUAGGGUGUUGUAGAGUGAAUAUUCAACUCUUACGUGAUGUGCUUGAAAACUCGCGUAAGUAGAGUUGUGAUUGGUUCCUUCCUAGCCUCCUCCGCAGUCUCUCGUGGUUUACCCGCAACCAAAUUCCGCCCGCCUAUCUAAAGGCGAUGCCUGCGGAGGAGGCUAGUUUUUUUCUGUGCUUUGAGGGUCUUUCUCCGGGUACUCCGAUUUUUCUUCCUCACAUCAGUGCUGCGUGAUCAGACAUGGUGGCAGCCAGAGUCUAGUAAACCUUUUGACGCCGGAUCACGUUUUAGUUGCGUCCUUCACAAUUCAGCACUCAGCUACAAGGAAAGAUGGUAGCCAUCCUUUCCAUAUCUAACUGAGCUCUUACUCAUUACACGAAUAGUCUGUGGUGUGAAAAUGCACGAUAUAUGAAAGUGAACAUAUAUAUUACGAAAUUCUUCUUUAACCGAUUUAGAAAGGAAACAAAUACACAGGUUUUGGAAUAUCUCCUCAGUUCUUUACUCACAUUUUGUAAAAGUGUUGCGAUUGAUUGUCGUGGACAGCUCUGUCAACUUGGUGAAGAUCUGGUACCUGCGCUGUUACAGAUAUGGAAUAAACGUCAUCCAGUUAUCAAGGUGCUCAUUUUGAGCUAGCAUUACACUUGCUCCAAGUCUCGUUCGAAUUGUCUUCAUUUUUAAUAGAGUCCACUGUAGUCCAUUAUGAGACUGAAAUAAAACUGAUCUCAUAACAGGCUGGAUAAACCCAAUUGACAAUGAAACUGAUCUCAUAACAGACUGGAUUUACCCUAAGAAGCCAGUUUGAGAGAGAAAUGGAGCAAGUCUAAUCUAGUCUCUAUUAAAACAGCUGUAGCUGAAAGACAUUCUACCACGGUUAAUGACGUCAAACGCGGAAAAACACUCAAUGCAACGUCCCCCAAUGACGUUAAAUGAAAUUUGGUUGGCUUAGCAACGAUUUGUAUUGCGAAUUGUCGCCAAAAAUUAUCCUGUGGGAUAUCACAUAAAAUCUGCGUGUGACGUCAUUUUGAAAAAGGUUUAUUGGAUACUUUUGGAUGCGGAUACUACGAUUGUGUUUUUGCGAGGUAUAUUUCUAUUAAACCGUUUUGACUGAUGAUGUAAAAUAUUUUCUUUAGGAGUGUUUAGUUGGGUUUAUGCGACUCCAGAUGAGUGUACAUCACCCUAGUGGCGUGCAUUUAGAGAAAGAUGGUGCAUGGAGUACCAAUACAGUACACUGGAAGGUAACCUGGCUGUCAUAACCUUGCUUUAUAUACCAUAAUACAGUACACUGGAAGGUAACCUGGCUGUCAUAACCUUGCUUUAUACAGUAUACCAUAAUGCAGGGCUUACAAUAGAAGCCAGUUACCCGCGGUAAAUCGCCGACCACCGGCUGUAAUUCAGUUGAGAUGUAUGGCAUGCAUUCAGUUGAGAUGUAUGGCAUGCUUCCAGCAGAAUACACUGUAUUCACUCUUUACCUGUGCUUGCACAACCGCAUAGUGAAAACUUGCCACUUUUAAAAUUUCGCUUCAACGCUCUGCUUCAUCUUCAAGAUGCCCGAAAUUUAGAAUUUAAACUGACUUUACUAAACAUGCUGUAAUGGCGGCUGAAAACGCCAUUUUAGAAGGUGUAUACUUUUCUUACACAGCUACGUACCGUAAUUUUUAAUGAAUACCCUGCAAUGAAGAAGGAAGAAAUUCGUUACUGGGAGAAUUGUGUCUUAGAGUUUUGACGUUAUAGAGAGGAUUGACGCGCACUCAAUGAAUGGCUUUGAUAAAUUAAAAUUCUAAAUUCAUUUUAGAAAUGUCUGCAAAAGCUGUACGAGUCGAUAUUAUCAGCAGAAAUCCAACAAACUAUACGAAUUAGGGGACAAAGGUACGUUUUGAUGUAAAUGAACAAUGAAGUACAGCUCGGUAUAUUGUACAUGUAGUACAGUAUAAAUGUUAUGUUUGUGAUGUUACUCUGAGUGUAUCGGACAAGCUGAAAAGUUUGCCUGACCACGGUGGGAAUCGAACUCGCGACCUUUGGGAUACUAGUCCAAUGAUACCAUGCAACUAGCUACUGUACACUCAGAGUACACUCAGAGUAACAACACAAACAUCAUAUUUACCAGUGAGUAACACCGACACACACAAAAAAGUAGUAUAAAUGUUUAUAUAAGUUGAAUGGUAUAAGCAUAUUUUGAUGAGUUGAAAGAUGGAACAUACCAAAUGAACAUACCAUUGUUUUGUACAGGACCAAAAUAAAUUAGUGUUAUUGAGAAUGAUAAAUACACACACAAAUAGCAAUCCGUGGAACCGUGCAAUGAAACGAAAACGUAUAGUGCGAAAAUCCACGGCUGGGCCAUCCAGUGGAACUUGAAAGAGUUAUUUCUAUUCAUUGACAAUAUCACGCGAUCAUAACCAGCCAGUUAAAUAUAGUAUGGUAUAUGUCGUAUAUUCCUUCCAGUACUGCACUUCAAUUCAUAUUUUAUGAGUUGAUUCAAGAUGUAUACCAAGGGACAAUUUAAUUUAUUUAAUUUACUAACUUCGCCAGAAAUAAGAAACAAGUACAACAUUACAAUAAUAUGGUAUAGGAAUAAAAAAAGGAUUGGAAGACAAGUUGAGGAAAAACAAAAAAGGGAAAGUAUAUAGCAACGAUAGUCAACUACAGGAACAAUCAAUUAUUUCUUUAUAGUUUCUGAAAAUCGAUAAUUCAAUUUGAAUUAUUCUAAACUUCAUGUCAAAUUUAUCACCAUUGCUGAAGUACACGCGACAUUUUUAGCAGACACAAAAUAUGUUAUAAACUUAAAUUUCUUUAUUAAUUUAUUUUAGUGCAAAGCUUGAGUCAGGUUUAAAAGCCGCAGUGAUAGAACUUUGUGCAGAUAUCUGUCAUCAGGUACAACAUCAGCCAAUACAAUCAAUGACAAUUAAAUCUCACCGUAAUAUAUCCCCCAUAAAAAUAAGUUCAAACCAUAUAAAUAAGCUAUCUAUUCAUGUGAAUGACGAUAUUAAACGUUCAGUGUUCAAACUUGGAUAGUUAGACUCCGUCUUUAAAAAAAUAGUUCGAUUGACAGGCUUCUUUUUCGGCAACAAGUCGUAUACUGUAUAAAGGCUUUCCUGGCUUGUUUUUGAAGGAAUGCGCGUAAUACUAAUAGGACCAAGUUCUGUUAUAUAAUCUGUUGUUAUCCUGUGUGGUUUUUAUCUUCCGAAGCUUUUCUGGUUCCACUCUGAAACUUCGUUGAUGGCAGUGGAUUCAAAUAAAUUUGAAGGUAAGUUUGUAAAUCUACGUGCUUUACCUUAAUCCAUUUCUUAUGUAAUGUAACAUGCAUGGUUGUUGACAUGCAGGAAGUAGUUUUAAUAAUAGUUCAGAAAAAUAUACGACUGGUUUAGUCUCUGUUAUCAUGAUGCAUACUAUAACUAUAUUUUUGAAAUUAUCCAACUACUGUACAUCAAUGUUCUUGAUUGGUUUCCAGGCCCUAGUUCUUCCAAACGACGUAAGAUCGAUGUCGGAUGGAAUGUUUUGAGGGACACUUUAACCAAUAGUCAAGAGACACCAGCCUUGUUGGGAUGGUAUGUAUAAGUAUAUUUAUUGUAUAGUAGAGAGUGAGAUACUGAAAAACACACAGUGAGAUAUUUUCACUAGUGAAGAUAUCGAUCAUGUGACUUUUUCCAAUUUGCUUUUGAGCGUGAAAUUUCACAAUUUUCUGCUCGGGACUAUAUAAUAAACAGAACAUCACACGGUGGCUUGAAGAUAUGACUUUUAUCUUCUCGUGUUAGAAACAACAUUUUACUCACUCGCUGCGCUUGUUCGUAAAAUUUUGUUUUCACCACUCGAAGAUAAAAGUCAUAUCUUCGCGCCGCCGUGUAAUAUCCUCUAUAUAUACCGCGCAUAAAAACGUUACCUGGAAAUUUUUUUCAAAAUCCUUUCCAUGGAAAUAGUAUGGAUCUUCGUUGAAAUAGUAGGGGAAUCCAAUUUUCAUACUAAUUACAAUUUCCAUGUUAUGGAUAUAGUAUGGAAAUAGGAUGGAUAUACUAUGGAUUUAGCGCGAUGCAAUUGCAAAUUCCAUAGUAUGAAUUUCACUUUUUUUUUUAAUCUAGAUACUUUUUCUUGCGUAUUUCUUGCUAAUCAAGAUUAUACUGAAAACCGCUUUUGCGAUGUAGGUUUCCUGGGUAAAUACUGUUAUAAUAAUAAUAAUCUUUGUUAAACUGUUAUAACACGUAUUACCUGGCAGAAAAAUAAGAAUUGUAUGUACAUUAUUCCACAAUGUCGAACGGUUUGUGCCAGUGCAGAUAUAGUGGCGAUAUGGAGAAUGACGGAUUGAAAGAGAUUACAACUUCCUGAAAAAUGCAAGCGACGUUUCGGGCGAAGGCCUUUCGUCGUUUAAUAAACGAGAAAUGAUGUUAAUAUACACACUAUUCUAUUCAAUUCACAAACUGUACCUGAUGGAUAUUUAUUAAUGUUGUUAUAACGAAAAUAAAAAUGACAAAAACAACUGAAUGAAUUCUUUCAUGUCCAAGAACUCUCAAAAUAAAUCAUCUAUCAUUAGACUACCUAUAAAUGAGCGAGUGCCAGACAUCUCAAACUUGUGAUGAGCGAGUGCCAAGCAUUGAAUGAUCGCAAUUGAUUGAGUGCCAGGCAUUGAAUGAGCGCAAUUGAUUGAGUGCCAGGCAUUGAAUGAUCGAGUGCCAGGCAUCUCAAACUUGAUCACAAGGAAAGGUUUAACCGCAGGUUCGAUUCCCGCCAGGGACCUGCAUAUGUUGUUGCAUUUCUCGCAGCUGUUUCUGGUUGGGUCUAAUCAAUGUAUUUCAAACAUUUAUUAAUAAUUCAUAAGCUUAUUGGCAAAUCAUGUCCACCAUGAAAUGUCACGUGAAGAGGCGCUUUAUACCUGACAAAACUCAUCUUCAUUAGUAUUCUUUAUAUAAAAGUCCAUCCUAAUUAGUAUGCUUUAUAUAAAGAAUACUAAUGAGACGGCAUCUAUUAUAGUCGUGUUUGAUAAAACACUCCUAGGCGCAGGCGUGUUUUAAAUAGCACAUAAAUUUCCACUCGAUAAUUUCCAUCUAUAAGACACUUCAACUAUUAACCAUGCAGUCCUAGAACAUACCCUACAGUGGAAUGACACAUUAAUUUAUAAAAUAUUCUUGACAGGUUGCAAAUAACGGCAAAACUGUUAUCAAAGUAUCCCAGUGAUCUUCCGACCAAAGAAUAUGUUCCCCUGCUUACGUCACUACAUCAACUACAGAUUGAAUGCAAAAGGUAUGAUGACGCACUUUGCGGUUUGCACAUUGUGCAGUUUGCACUACAAGCGUACCGUACCGAAGCGUAUCAAAAACAUUUUUAAAUUUCAAAAUUUAGUGAAUGUUGAUUGGCUAAUACUUCCGUAGUACGCCAAAAAGUUAACUUGUGACGUACUUUCUAUUUUGAUACGCGAAUACACCCGGGAGUACGUGGAUUUAUCAACCUUUUUUCAAUCUACGCAUGCUCACCAGUACGUUUCGGUACGGUUGAGGUGGAAAAGUGGCUUAAGUGUUGUGUUUAUUGUUAGUUGCUAGCAUUGUCGCAGUUAGACAACAGUUGCAUUUUUUAUUUUAUUGAGCUGGUAACAAGUAGCCAUGGAUAGUUGUGACUAAGUUUAGCUUAUGGCGCAAUAUUAGCAGUAAAAUUCCUAAACCCAGGCAGGAAUUACACCCUUCACAUCUUCUGCAUGCAUACCUGGCAUACUAACCUGCACGUUUAGGCUGAUAUUUCAAAUACCUGCACCGGCGUAAUAGUAGUAUAGCUCAAAAGGUGAAGUGUUGACAUUUUGCGUACUUGUAAUUCAAGCACAUUGCUGCUUGUGUUAACUGUGUACCCGGCAUGAGCGAAAAAUCUUACUGGAUGCAGAAACACCUCAAGCAAAGAAACAAAAAAACAACUAUGAAAGAGAUGUAAUUGGGAAUGGCAAUUAUUAGCCAUUUCAUAUAGCCGCUUUGAUCAUUGUUUGUGAAAUGCAGCUUUAACCAAAGUUGUCUGUAUUACUGUAAUGUAAUUGCGUUCAGGAAAUGAAUAGAUCAAUUUAUCUGAAACUUUUCGUAGGCAGGAAGUUAUCUCUACUGUCAUGAUCUGUUUGAAGCAUCUUGCUGCCUGUCAUGUUGAGUUAUCUGAAGCUAGUGUCGAAGGAAUAUCUUCUAAGACAACUUGGAGGAAUGUCUGGUUGGCUGCUUUAAGAACCUGCAGUUCACAUGGCUUACAAGAUGCUAGUUUUCAACUCUUGGAAUGCAUUGUAAAGGUAUUGUAACAUUUUUGCAACCAAUCGCCUCAUUUCCUUGUUCAACCAAUGACCUCAUUUCACGGUUUAUGGUUCGUAGUAGGAUGGAAAUUAUAGAGAGUAUAUCCUUCAAAACGAAUUAUCCGGACCAGCAGCAAUUUUGGGCAUAAUUGGUUGAAACCGCCACAGUUCCUACCGCAUAUAUAAGUGCAUGAUAUUUCACUCGCCUUAACUCGUUAUUUUUUCUUUCCUAAAGGAAAAACUUGCUGAUGCUGAUACAGAACCCUGGAAAUUGUUGACAGAUGUUGGUAGCAAUAGUUCAGAGUGAGUGUGUUAGGGCUUUGUGGAAGAUAUUCUGAAGAAUGCCUCUGGAAGAAAAGUAUUAAGCUUUCUCACACAGUUUAUCAUCUAUCAUUAAAAGGCUUGCAGAAAUUAUUGGGGGGGGGGGGGGGAGGCGGGCGUUUUUUUCACUCCUGGGGCCGGUUGUUCGAAAGGCGGUUAACUUAAUCCAGGGUUAACGGAAACUUCAAGCGAACUUCCCAACGGCUUACUCAUAAACUUGGAAAUGUUUUUCCCGAAAUUUUCAGUCUGGAUCAAUAGAGGUCUCAUUGUCUGAAGUUUUGAAACUAACAGACAUAUACUGCAGAAACACACAAACCCAAAGAGCGGGUUAAAUUUUAACCCAGGGUUAACGCUAAUUGUGCUUUGACCAACCAACUCCUGCUCAGAGGCGUAGCCAGGAUGUUUGGUCAGGGGGCCAGCAAAAACCUAAGUGGGACCAGGCUUUCACUUAUUUAUACAGAAUAAAUUUUCUCAGGGGGGGGGGGCAAAAUUUUGCCCUGGCUACGCCUCUGCUCCUGCUUCCCCCUAAUGUCCGCCACUGUCUAUUUGUCUGUGAUGAUUUGAAUGAUUAACUCAAACGUGACUAUUCUCACUGUAGUGGAGUAAUUGCUUGGCUUAACCAGUGUGUGAACAUUCGGAAUAGCCUUACGUGAUUUCCUAAGCUGAAGUUCAGCUUUUGAACGUAAAGAUUUGUUUUCUCACCGAGAUUGCCAUAUUUGAUUUUUUAGAUUUUCCUUGCAGUUAGUGUGGCGAUAUUUGACAACAUUACCUCUACCAGAACAUUUUAAAGUUUUUCAGAAUGAACAUUCUCACUACCCGUUGCGUCAUCAGCUAUUUGAUUGGUUGUUACCUCCUGUCAGUAAAAUUGAACAACAAGGAUAUAAUGUUUGUAUUUCUUACUCCAAGAUAUUUUCAAGGUAAGGAACAGCUUUGUUUCAUUCUAUUUAGACGUGUGUUGAUGAGUUUUGAAGCUCACGAAAAGUCGUAAGGUUUGCCUGCUUGGAAUUAAUCAUGGUUCCGUGUAACCAGAUGGAACCAUAAAAGUAUUCGUAUGGUGCAAACACGGUCUUAGUUAUCUAGUCUUCCCUAGCAUAAUUUUUAUGUGUCCCUCUGAACUUGCAUUAAGAAUGGUCUAAAGAACUGUACACAAACUGAACUGCCUUUCCAAUUUCUAUUCAAUCCACACCAGAGCAAUGUCAGUAAUCUUUGCCUUAAUUUAUCAUUAAAUAGAUUACCAAUGGACCUACUUUCUCGUGUUCUUGUCGUCCUAACACAACGAGUUUGUUAUACCACCAACAAGUGUGUUCAUACUUUGGAUUCAAAGAGGUAUGCUUAUAAUAAAUAUAUUUAGCCAAUUAACGGGUCCAACAGCUAAAACUAAAAUAUUUAAAUACUAAAUUGAAUAUCUUACUAUAGGAGAACGAGCGAGCAGUUUGAGAAGGAUUUAGAAGAAAUGGAAAACAUUUAUAUUCUUUCUUCAUUUGAUAAGGUGACACUUUAUUGUAUUUUAAUUAAACGAUCCGAUCAGAAUCAUGCAUUGCGCGCUUGUGUUCUUAGUUGCGUCUUAAGGAGAACGAGCUGAAUAUGUGUUUCAUUACGUUUCCAUUGCUAUGGUGUGCUUAGUAGGAUGCUAUCUUUGUUAAUUGUUUUUCUUUGCUGUACAAAUCAAUACAUACUAAAUUUAUCUUUCCUGCAGUGCUGAAAAAUAUCCUUAAGCUACCGGGAAAUUGUUAAUAAAAUAUCUUCUUGCGUCUUGCACGAAAUAUUUGUCAUUUUACGCAUUGGAAUGCCACCUAAUUUGCUUGUUGAUUAAAAUUCUAAAUCCAUUUUGAAAAAUGAAAUUGUCAUGUUUGGAAAUAACACAUCAUACGUCAUCGCACAUCCUCUCAAAGUUACCUAUAUAUGUAUAGGACGUUUUACAUUUGAUGUAAACAGGAAAAUUUUAAUUGAAGAAAUUCCACGAAGAAAAUCUUUUUCUAUAGGUAUGCUUUCGCGCUUUUUAUCUGCUCAGGUGUUCUAAAAUCUAAAAGCCUGGUGCAAGUAUGUUCAGAGAUGUUUAAAAAUGUUGCAAAGUAUAACUUUUCCUGUGCUUAUAAGAUUCUUGUCGGCCCAUAAAAUAGCCCCUGUCACUCAUCCUCGCGCAAAUACGUACGAAUUCCUGCAUAAAAAUAUUUCAUGAUUGCCAAUCAAAGAACAUGCGAUGCAUUACAACAAGAUACGGAAGUAAAAAACAAGCAACAAUUAUCUGUCGUUUUUUGAGAGACAUUCUUGUGAAGAACAUUAAGCUUGCUGCCGUACAUUGUUAAUCCAGCACUGCAGCGGCCUAAGAGUUGAAAAUUUGUAAAUUAUUUAGAGGGCAGAAACUAAUUUGGUGGAUGCUGUCACGUUGGAUGAAAUGGAAAGGUAAGGUUUGCAAAUUUCUAAAGUUUUCUUGAACUAUAUGCAUACCUUAUCAGGUGCAUUUUACAUGUUUACUCCUCUAUGGUACUGCAUGUAUUUAGCAUUCUGUAUUUUUUCCGCUAUGUAUCUUAUACAGCUGCAUGCAUUAAUACACCCUGUCGGAAAGUAUGUACCUCACUCAGGGGUGGAAAAAAUAUUUUACUUUCUGGGACCACAAGAGAACAUUGAAACAUUUUCUACAAAUAAGCAAGUAAAUGGACACUUGCAUGGAGGGAGGGAUGGCGGGAGAGGGAUGGCACUACUAGCGGAUCUGGGGGCAUGGCUAUAGAGUCUCGCUUUCGUGUAUGUGACAUUAGUUAAAGCCCAACGUCUCAAUGAGAUGACGUACUUUCUGGAAGCGUGUAUUAGAAACUGCUGUCUUGAACUAAAGAUAUUUUUCAUUAUUUUUUUCCUGUUGUAUUCAAGAUCUUCUUCAUAUCCACUUGUAUUACGUACCAUGCCAUAAUUGUUCAUUUCUUCACCAUAGUUUGUCUGGGGACAACAAUACUGUAGCCGAGUUGUUGAGUUAUUUGGUCCAAAGAAUGAUUGAAAUUUCUCAGAAACUACUAGAAACAUCUGAUACGGAGGUUUGUUGUCAUCAUUCAAUGACUUAAAUUUUUGAUUGUGUGUUACUUAGUAAAUACACAUCUGAACUGGAAGUUUAAUUUUAUUUCAAGUUUAAUUCUACGACAUUUGUGGACUUAUAUAUACAAUAAGUGUGACUACAUUUAACAUGUAUUAAACUUCAGUUUAUUAUAACACUUUUUAAGUUUUAAUUAUAGUUAUUGCAUUUUUUCAUACAAAAGCAAAAAACACAGCAGCAUUAUCAAUUAAGAACUAAAACCUAUUAUUUAAUAUUAAUUAUUAUUGUAAUAAAAAUAAAAAAUCCCACUGAAAAAAUAAAAAAAAUGCUAUCAUCGUAAGAAAAACGUUCGUGGUCAGCGUUUCGGAUUGCAGACUGUUGAAGAGACGACAAUAUAUCUCAUGCGAGAAUACUAUUGCGGCCUUUCAUGUCGUAUGACUCGUAUCAACUAAACAAGAGUUUUCUUCGCGUGUUUUAUAUUACUUUUAUUUGUCUUUUACCGCGUACAGGUAUGUAUGUCUUUCAGACAAUGAUCAAAUAUAUUUCUUGCCGAUCAAGAUGAACGGCAACCUUCCUUCUUUGCCGAUCAGAAACAAUUUCCGCCAUUAUUUGGAUCCCUGGAAAUCAUAUAGCUUUAGCAUCAUGCAUAUAGUGUAAGAUUCAGUAAUUCUAUCAUACAUAUUACAAUACAUAUUCACUUGAUUUUCUAGUGCAGUACAAUAUCUUCGCCACAAGGUUCGAUACGGUGUGCUGACAAGAGAUGCGAGGUCCUUGCCAGGUUUGGAAGUUUGUCUACGAAGGUGUUGGGACUGUUGUUGUUCUUGAACGCUUGGAACUUCAAAGAUCUCACAGAUUCCCCACUUUAUCUUGUGACAAUGGUAAUGAAACACUGAUAGUGUGUAGUUUUUUUAUAUGAAAUAUUGUAGAUUGCCGAAAGGAACGGCCUAUGAGCCCUUAUGGGCUGUUACAUUUCUGGCGGGAGUACAUUUUAUGGAUAAAGUAAAUUAACAUUGACACAUGUGUAUUGCCCAAGUGUAAUCAUAUUUUAUAUUUUGUAAUUUAAGUGAAUAACGCGAGAUAAAGAGAGAGCAAUGUUUCUUAGUUCGUAUUUAACAUGUUUCAUUCGACUCUUUUCUUUCAGCGAGUUUUAAAAGCUGUUUCAAGUGGAAUGGCGGAAUCAUUACAUCACAAAGAUGAAGCGGGUAAAGCAAUUGCAGGACAGUCAUUUACUGCGACGUUGAGUGAUUUAUUUUUAUGUGGCUUCUUCGCAACGGUAAGUCGACGCAUGCGUAGUAAUACAUCAAACGGUACUAAUAAACGUGCUACACCCGGUGUGUUCAUCACGGCCGACAUGAUCUUGAAGAGUGGAAAUAAAAUACAAUUUCAAAAUCUGCAUUAUUUUCCACUUUAGUUGCUGAAUAAUUGAUUGAAUGAUUUCAUGAAAUUCGGCGACUACCAAAAAUACAACAUGUAGAACCAGGGAAUACGCCACAGGUUACCCCAAUUACCCCGACCCUUUAAUACGUAAUUACUUUAGCAUCAAUCUAAACAGUAUAACAAACUUACAAAAUGACAUCAAAAUGACAUCAUGAUUUGGUUAAAUUUCUGUGUCUAAUCCAAAUAUUUUAGUUCCUUAAUUUUUUAUAAUAAUUUCGCCCUCCAUGACGGCCAUGUAAACAGCGUGAUGAUCAGGCCAAGUGUAAGGAUGUUUGUUUUAUCAUUUAGAACUUUGCAGAUCGUCACACGAUAUUGUUAAAGCCAAUUAUGAAGGUAUUGAGAUCUCUGACGUCAAAGGAACUUGUUGAAUAUAUGAUGCAAAUCAUUACUAAAGAGGUAAAAUAAAGUGAAUAAACUAAUCCAUAUUGAUAGUGUAUUAAGUUGUAAAAAAGCUCUGAAUGGAUCUAGGGAUACAACUACCUGAGAAAUACAAGGAAAACUUCGAAGGCCCUUCGUCGUACAAAUUACAAAUUAGAUACAAAGAAAAAAUACACAAACCAGAAAUCGAAGUCUUCUUUCAGACUAGUGUAACUUUGAGUGUUCUUGAAUAACGGGAGUGAACGUUAAUCAAUCAAAAUGGAUUGUUAUAAAUGUUUACUACUAUUUAAGUGCAAAACGAGUAGUUAAAACAGUAUUUGAUGGGUAUUGUAGGUGGAAAUUGUCGAGUGGAAAUUUAUAUACAUUUAUUAGACCUAACCAUGCAGGAACAGAAGCGAAAAAUGCAAAUUUAGGUCCCUGGCAGGAAUAGCAUUCUAACCAACUGAGCUACAGAGGACAGUUGUCGAGCUCUAACCACAAGUUCAUGUACUGUUUAAUAAACGAGCAGGAGUGUUUUAUUAGGUCUAAAGCCACUCGCGCUGCGCGCUCGUGACUUUAAACCUAAUAAAACACGACCUGCGAGUUUAUUAAACGGCUUCAAACACGACUACAAAUUCAAUAGAUACACUGCCUUACUAGUAUUCUUUAUAUAAAGAAUACUAAUGAGGACACUACAACAAUAGAUACUGCCUUAUUAGUAUUCUUUAUAUAAAGAAUACAAAUUAGGAGUGUUUUAUCAGGUUUAAAGCCACUGCACGUGACAUAUUAUGGUUGACAUGAUUUGCCAAUAAGCUUAUGAAUUAUUAAUGAGUGUUUGAAGUACUAUUUAAAAAACGAGCAGGAGUGUUUUAUUAGGUUUAAAGCCACGAGCGCGCAGCGCGAGUGGCUUUAGACCCAAUAAAACACGACCCGCGAGUUUUUUAAAUGACUUCAAAAACGUAUGCAUAAUAAGUCAAAUCUUUAUAUAAAAACCUUUAUACAUAUAAAUCUUUAUAUAAAAAUCUUUAUAUAGUUUGCAUAACAAUGGUCUUUUGUUAAAGUGUUCUUUAGCUGGUAUAAAGACGUAUGCACGUGACUAAUUUCUUACUCUAGAUUGGAUAAUUGCUUCAUGAAUUAUUAAUGAGUGUUUGAAAUAUAUAUAUUGUACUAGGGUACUGCCAUGUGUAGGUUAUGGGUAAAUAUCAAGAUUUUUGUGGCAUCUCACUCGAAUGAAUGAUAUUUGAUGGGUAUUGUAGAUGAAAAUUGUCGAGUGGAAAUUUUACAUUUAACUUUAGGUCCCUGGCAGGGCCGCAGGAUCAAUUUCUGCGAGGGACCUAGGUCGGGUUCGACGCCUACCGCGAUCAAGCCAAUUUUGUGAGCUUGCUUAGUGUGGCGCCACUUGGAGAAGUGUCAUCUAAGGGGCGGACUAGUAGAAAAGUGAUGGGUGGUGUGGCGAGGGGGGGGGGGAGGAUUUUCAGCUUCCACGAAUUGUUUUCAGCCUUCUACUUGUGCUAGAAUUUUUUUGCGGAAUUUUAAAGAUAUUUUUCUUUGCUGUCCUCUUUUUCGAAUCCCCCCUCUUUUUUCCUUUGCGUGACCCCCCCCCAUGACUUUUCUUUUUGUCCGCCCAUAGUGUCAUUUUAAAAAGUAAUUAAGAAUUUAUACAACCCUUUAAUAUUUUCAUAUUUAUUUACCAGCCCAGGCAACUUAACAAGACUCGUAUGGUUGUUGAUGAAUUUGACGGGACAUUUAUUGAUAGCGAUGAAGUUAUGGAUGAUUUUGAAACAAAUGACAAUCUCCCAAGUUCCAUGUCAGAUCAAAAGAUCAACUCUGGUAUACAUGUUUGAAAGCAUAGACGGAUUUUCAUAUUUAUUACUAGGGUGGUGCCAGAAAUUUUAGGGGGGUGAGCCGUGAGCAGGUGACUGAAGCAACACAAAGUGUCACAAAACCCCAGUAAGGUCUAUAUUCUAGAGGUGGAGCACUAGAGCCACGAGGGGGAGUCUAGAGAGCAGAGAACAAAGUAUGCCAGGAAAAAUUUGAAAAAAAUCAUGAUUUCUAGCUUCGAAAAAGUUUUUUGAAGUUGUCAAUUUGUCAUAUCAAUGGUUUGGCAUGUCCGAUUGUCUGUUGAGACUUGAGAGAGUUAAAGACUUAAAGUUAAAUGAACCUGUAAAAGUGUAAACCCUAUAGGCCAAUACACAAUAUGCUUUUACUUUUAUAAAGUCAUUCACAUUGUGUUGUUUGAAUCCGAGUACAAUUUAUGAUGCAACUCCGAUGUAAAUAAUAUUUAGGGCGUAAAGAUUAAAUCUAGGCAAGUCUAUUUCCUAAAAGAAUUAAAAACUAAAAAUAGUGUUCGUAAAAAUUCCAAACGUUCCAUGCGUGUAAGCUAUUCGCAUGACAAGGCACUGCAAACUCUGUUCAGGGAAGAUAAUAGAGUUGCUCCAAUAAACCAGAUAAUACAAUUGCUCCAAUAAACCAGUGAAUGCAAGCGAGGAGUGAUUAGUUUCAGAGUGUUGCACUGUCUUUUUCUGUUCGAAUGUACUCCUACGUUUAUUUUGUAUCAUCAACACUCUGCAAGUUGGAGUGGAGUAUUUAAUUAUUUAUUUAUUAUGCCGAAUAUUGGGGGGGGGGUGGACAUUUUGUUUGGGGGGGUUAUAGCUAAUAUUGGGGUGGUAGCACCCCCUGCACCCCCCCCAGAAAAUCCGUCUAUGUUUGAAAGUUCACUGAAAGGAAUAUUGUAGUCUUUCUAUCAGUAUAGCAUGCCUACCCACUUAUUUUUCUGCUCACUUGAUAUAUUCACUUGAUUUCUCCAUGUACUGUCCAAAGAGCGAUUGACGGCUAAAAUUGCGAUUAAUUGUAAAAUUCAUGUUUGUUUCAGACAACUUAUCAGAAAACGACAAAUCAAGAAUUUCUUACAUGAAAAUAGUGAGCUCAUGGUGCACAUGUCUUGAUGAUGGACUGAAUGAGUCAAGUGAUCUCCAGGAUAAUAUUCAAAACCAGAUUUUUGAAUACUUUCAGUCAACGGUAAAAAUGUCUUUGAAUAAUAAAGGCACGGUUACACGAAGUAAUUUUAAAUAAUAAAACGUUCAAAAAGAAAGUGAUCCUUGUAAAUGGUUAAUAUGAAGACUGCCUGAAGCAUUCCUUGUCACGCAUUAUUCACGAUUUAAUGCGGAAAGGUCUAUAGACUGGGGAUUGCAUUUAUUUAAUUAAACAAGCGUGGCAAGUGAAAACAAGUCUCAAAUUGUUAAGCAAGGAAAUCCUUGUUUCACGACUUGGCUGUUUAAUUUACCCUGUUUAAUCUAUAUAUAGUCGAUCCCUUCAUGGAUACACGCUCUACAUACUGUUGGAAUAUAUUUCUCAUUUUAAACUGAGUCCUUCGUUUAUCGUCAUCUAGGAGUUUGAUAUCCUAAAGCCUGUUCAUUCGAAGUUGGUAAGUCUUUGCUCUUCAAAAUGUCUAAUAAUUUGAUAUAAGGUUUACGCUCGAUAAUGUCUUCUACAAAACCUUCAACUAUAAAGUAUCCUACAUUUAGUAGUUUACCCAAGAUUAAGUACUCAGGCAGACAGACGUAGUCUGAGGUACCUGUAUACUAGUAUAUUAAAGCAGAAUUAUCGAGUAUAUUGGCCCUGGCUGGGCUUGAUGAAUUAAUUACAAAAUCAUGUUUCACUUGAUGUAUGAUUGUUUUGUAUAUUUUUAUUUUCAGUUCUUCACUGCUGCUUUCAUCUUAUGUUCUGGUCCGAUACAAGGCCAUGUUGCCUUGGUUAUUGUAAAGAACCUCGGGUAUGCACAGUCGUUUUCGAUAGCAUUUCGAUAGUUUCAAGAGUAUUCAUUAAUUGAAAUUUAUACUGCAUGUAUGCAUUAUGCCCCAAUGUAAGAAUCUUUAAUUUUGGAGAUCCAAUGUCGGCCGUCACGGAGAAUAUGUAUAUAAAGGCCCGGUUACACUUGCAAUAUGUGAAUAUAGACGUGAACGAGUGAAUGAGUUAUGAAUGUUGAGAUGAGGUUACACUUGCAAUAUGUGAAUAUAGACGUGAACGAGUGAAUGAGUUAUGAAUGUUGAGAUGAGGUUACACUUGCAAUAUGUGAAUAUAGAUGUGAACGAGUGAAUGAGUUAUGAAUGUUGAGAUGAGGUUACACUUGCAAUAUGUGAAUAUAGAUGUGAAUGAGUGAAUGAGUUAUGAAUGUUGAGAUGAGGUUACACUUGCAAUAUGUGAAUAUAGAUGUGAACGAGUGAAUGAGUUAUGAAUGUUGAGAUGAGGUUACACUUGCAAUAUGUGAAUAUAGAUGUGAAUGAGUGAAUGAGUUAUGAAUGUUGAGAUGAGGUUACACUUGCAAUAUGUGAAUAUAGAUGUGAAAGAGUGAAUGAGUUAUGAAUGUUGAGAUGAGGUUACACUUGCAAUAUGUGAAUAUAGAUGUGAAUGAGUGAAUGAGUUAUGAAUGUUGAGAUGAGGGUACAAAAACUCAGAUCAUUCGUAACUCAUCCACUCGUUCACAUACAUCAGAAGAAGAAAAUCAGUAGAAAUCGCAGCAAAAAUUAAGCAGCUUAAUUUACGACGUGCGACCAUGCACUCAAUCGAAAAGACAUAAAAUACACACUAAAUUUUGUUGUCAAAAACCGUACACCAUGACUGCAAUAAGCUGUCGUGUCUGAACUGCCUGAAUUUGGAAAAAAAUUAAAACAUCUUUUUCAGGUAUUUCAGGUAUUUCAGAUAUCAUUUGUGAGAGCUUAUUAUAAAAUACGACAUACUAGAUCCCACGUUUAAAACACUGUUUGUGGAUGCUUUGACUGCGUGUUAUUUAUAGUUCUCUGCAAUUGUUCCAGGAUAUCUAUAUCUAAAUAUCGUAAGGAUCAGGAAUAUUGCAAGGAAGGUCUGCGUCUACUGACUCUGCUGGCAACACAAUGUGGAAGAAGAGAAGCCAUGAAUGACGAAGAUAUGAAGGAUGCACAAGUGCGUUCCUUGCAUCUCUUGAAGGCGUUUUGGUACGUCAUACAUUCAUUUUUCCUUGUCGGUUAUAGUUAAAGACAAUUGGAACAUUCCCAGCGAAGGAAGUGUUAUUCCGAGUGAAAUGUAUUGUAUUGUUUUAUUGAAUUUCAUGUUUGAUGAAAAAUUAAUGUAUUUUCUAGCACUCUUCCUAGUGUUGAAACUUUCUUUUGAUUGUGCAGGAACCUGAGAGAGAGUAGUUAUUGUUCGUCAGUGCGUCUUCAAAUUGCCAAGUGCAUGGACACGUUUAUCCGGGUAAAUCUUUAUGUUUUUAUUGUAUUAGCGUGACAAUUGUGGAAUACUCAUCAUUUGGACUGUAAUUUUUAGUUUUAAAUUUGACAAUGUGUACAUUCUUCACUCUCUCCGGUCGCUCUGUAAUUGUGUUUUAACCUCACGGCAAUCUCUUACCAAGAGCCACUCAAUUGAUGACUGUGGGUACGAGAUUUCCCUUACAUAACUCAUCUCUUAUAAUAUAACCAGAGCCACUCAAUUGAUGACUGUGGGUACGAGAUUUCCCUUAUACAUAACUCAUCUCUUAUAAUAUAACCAGAGCCACUCAAUUGAUGACUGUGGGUACGAGAUUUCCCUUACAUACUCAUCUCUUAUAAUAUAACCAGAGCCACUCAAUUGAUGACUGUGGGUACGAGAUUUCCCUUACAUACUCAUCUCUUAUAAUAUAACCAGAGCCACUCAAUUGAUGACUGUGGGUACGAGAUUUCCCUUACAUACUCAUCUCUUAUAAUAUAACCAGAGCCACUCAAUUGAUGACUGUGGGUACGAGAUUUCCCUUACAUAACUCAUCUCUUAUAAUAUAACCAGAGCCACUCAAUUGAUGACUGUGGGUACGAGAUUUCCCUUACAUAACUCAUCUCUUAUAAUAUAACCAGAGCCACUCAAUUGAUGACUGUGGGUACGAGAUUUCCCUUACAUAACUCAUCUCUUAUAAUAUAACCAGAGCCACUCAAUUGAUGACUGUGGGUACGAGAUUUCCCUUAUACAUAACUCAUCUCUUAUAAUAUAUAGACAGCAAGCUUUACCCAACUUUUUUGGAUUUCUUAGUUCCGUUGUCGUAAUCAAUUGGUAAUUUAAAACUUGUUAUCUUUCAGUUUGAUCCGGACAAAACUCUUGCCUUCUUUGAGAUACAAGAAAAUAAUAACGGUUAGUUUUUCGUAAAUAUAUUUUCAAUUUAAUUAAUAAUUUUUUUUUUUAAUUAAUAAUAUGUGUGCAUGAAUACCAUUGUAAUUACAAAAUUUGAAAGCUGUUUUGUAUUCCAGUAAAUAUCGAGAUUUUGUUGGCAUCUCACUGGAUUGAAUAAUAUAGUUGAAGGGUCUUGGAAAUGGAAUUAUGUCGAGUGGAAUUAUAAAUUUAUAUAUAAGUAUUAGACUAACCAGGAACAUUUAUAAUUCCACUCGAUAAUUUCCAUCUAUACAAGACCCUUCAACUAUUAUUCCAUUACUCCGUUAAGCUAAUCAGCAUUCGAAUAACGGGGAAUAACAUGGAAAGUAUAAUACAAAUUAUACAUUCUAUUUAGCGGUAGCUGAAACUCAUCAUGGUUGCUAUCGCUGGGCAUCGGUGAAAUAAUUCAACAUACUGUAUAUUCAACAUAUAUUCAUUUUUUUCCAUUUUAGAUUCGUCUGUACAUAUAUCUCAUGUAUUUCCUCGACUAUUGUGUGACCAAAGUCUUUCAGUAAGGAUGUACAUGGCUGAAGCAAUUGGAAUUCUAUUCCUCAAAUUUAAAUCUAAAAGUUUGAGUGUUCCCGAGAAGCCUGCCAUCCAAGAUGAACUACUUGACAUUGUCGCUCUUUACUUAUCUAAAUCCCUUGUUGUAGAGGUAAGUCUUAAAUAAAACGUGAGCAAUUAUGAAACACAUACAUAUGAAUGUUCAUCAUGUUUAUCGAUUAUUUUAAAGAUAUAAGUUGUUUUAGCUUAAAGUAUCCAACUUCUGUUAAUCAAGAUGAAAUGUGCAUAAGAUUUUUGUUGAUGAAUUAUUACUUAGUUCAUAUAACUCCUUUACUUGUCCAGCCUGGUAUCCAGACCAGAUGGUGCUAAAAUCUAGCAGAUUUCUAAUUUUAAAACUAACUUGGAUUCCUUUAAAAUCAAACCAAUCUUGCAAAACAAAAUGCAAGCUAUAAAUUAAAGUAUAAAUAUCAAAUAUUUAUCAACAUUAUAAUCAUAAAUUAAAAAAUCUGCAGAUCACGUGACCAGCUCCUACCAGGGUCUUGCAGAUCACAUGACCAUUUCCUACCAGAGCCUGUGAACGAGGUUGUUGUUUACCCCGUACAAACUUUUAAAAGUUAUCGUGUCACAAACAAGCUCAACGACUGGCAUUUCACAUGUUGUUCUUACAAUGUUGUAGUAGUCUUUGGAGUAAGAAAGUUAUUUUUUCCAGACGAAACUGAGUGAAAGUGAAGAUGAAGGAGUGAACAGAGCAGCCAGUCUUCUCUCAGCGUUUAAAACAAUCGUAACUGUGAGCUGUUGGUGUGAAGCCAAAGUUAUAUGUUUAUUAUUUCAAGCCACGAAGGAGCAGAAACUAGAUCAAGAAAUAGUUGCCAAGGUUUGUUGUUUUUUUUAUAUAUUGUUUAACAAACAAGAAAUCCCUUAUCUCAUCUGUGACUAAUAUGGUGGCCGUUCUAGCCUUUUAGACUGGGCACUAAUUCAAUAUUGUGUUAAUCAUUGGUACGUCAGGAUUCAGGCUGAGCAUUAAUCAUAAAAUACGGACCUACCAAUGCCGCUAAACGUUUUGGUAUAAGGGUAAUACCCAAAUGGCUAAAAUCUGGAUAUAGUUAAUAAGUAGUUAGACGGAGUUGAAUUGAUAUUCCUAAGGAUCUUUGUUCUAUGGAAUAAAUGCUCAUAGUAUUGAUUUUCAACAAAUCGUUACCUGAGCUGCGAGUUCGAAAUACUGUAUUUCGUCUUUUCAUUAGAGUCGUUCAGGUUCCUCUACUGCUCACUUGCUCUGUGUGCAUCUGAUUGGUUAAUCGGGUAGAUUAAACGCAUCUGAUUGGUUAAUGUCUCUUAAUGGUAGCGGUAGUGAAAGUUGUGAAAGUUAAAUCUGAACCUUUCUAACCACCUGCCAGGCAGGCUACUUUAUUGCCACACCGUUACAAACUACAGGUAUUACAAGAAACAUUGAGGGAUCUUGGAGGUACUGAUAGCCUCAUUUUGUGUAUCAAUGUCUACAUAUUUGUUGGGAAGUCAGUAGCCAACUGGAGUUAGUAGGGCCUUUGCUCGAAACGUCGAAGUUCUGCUUGUGUUUUUCAGGUAGUUUUGUGCGUAUCUACAGAAUUGAGAUUAUAUCACGUGCAACUUGCAGCGAAGAUUUCCUCGUGUAACAUGGCCGAGCCUGAGUACGAGGUUGAGCCAGUAUACCUAUACUUAUAUCUUGUUUUGUUCCAAGGUUAUUCGUCAGAUCAGUGCAAUCUUGGGUUAUGAAUCAACAGAGGUCUUCAUCAAGACUCACAUUGGUUGUAUUAUUGACAGUUGGUUAAAUCAUGGCUUUAAGUUAGCUGAUUUUCCAGUUCAAGCACUAGAAUUUAAGUCACUUGCUGAUUUCCUGAGGUGAGUUAGUUGUUUUCUGAACGAGAUAUCUCCAGCAUACAUAUUAUACUAAUUGCAUUAUUGCGCCGUUGAAUGAAUUUUGUGUUAAUAUCACUUGUUUACAAAGUACCACAUUAAUCCAACAUGAGUGACUAUAGGUAACUUCAGCUGGCUUAGAAUAUACAGUAAAUGUCCCAAAAAAGCUUCACACUAACUUUGCUAAACAAUUUAACAUCAGUAUUGCUGCAGAUUAUAUAGUAUGGUGGUUAGAGUAAGGGUUAGGGAUAAAAUUAGGAUUAGAAUUACGACUAGGAUUAGUGUUAGAAUAAUGGUAAAGAUUGGGAUAAGGGAUAGGAGAAGGGUUAGGGAUUAGGAUUGUAGGGAUUUGCACAAUAUUUAAAUUGUGGUUGUUAGUAUGCAGUGGUAUAGAACUGAAACACUAGCAAUGGAGGGGGAGGGGGGGGGGGUGCUCUGAAAAGUAGCGGGGUGACAAAGCGUGGAGGGUGCAACAUGAUCAACAUGGAAACUUCCAGUAUUUAUGUUUGGCUUUAGCUAUUUUUUAAAUAAUUUGAAAUAACUGAUUCCUAUAUACCGUAGCUAUUUCGCGCACCGUAUAAUUUUAUACCAUGCAACUGCAUAGAACUUUCCAGGUUAUGAUUAUCCAAAAACACUGGGAGUUCAACUUCCCAAAUUGACAUUUAAAUAAUAUGGAUAUUAAUACGAAAAUUAACUUGGUUUAUGUAACAUCAUUUGGUAAAUAUAAAUUGUUUCAAUGUAAAGUUAUGAAUUGAUUUUAGAACUCAUCAUGCUGCAAUCAUGCCACACUUAAUUUGGCGUUUUAAGGAGACAGAAUCUUUGAAGACGGUUGGACGGGAGAUUGGUAAUGAUGGUGACUGGACAGAGUUUCUUGUUCUUGAUUUCUGUAAGAUCAUGUCAAUUAUUGUUCCAUCGUUUGCUGAACAAGGUCGACAGAAGACUGACUCUCAGGAACCAGAGUUAGAUCAACGAAGAGCGUACGAUUGUCACUCUUUUGUGGAGAAGAUCCUUCAAAAAGAGGUAUGUGCAUUCUGGUAUGCACUAGUUGUUCAGAUUUGACUACCACUAUACCGCUACCAUUGAGGGAUCAUUAACCAAUUAGAUGCGUUUGGUAUAUCGGAUUAACCAAUCAGAUGCGUUUGAUAUAUCGGAUUAACCAAUCAGAUGCGUUUGAUAUAUCGGAUUAACCAAUCAGAUGGGUACUAAGUCAGUGAAUGGUAGUGGUAGCAGUAGUCAAAUCUUGACCUCCGUAAUAAUAAUAUGUAGAGUUUCAUAUACCCAAAUAAAGUAUAGGCUAGUAAUGAUGUUACAAUAUGUGCAAGCAAGGCGACUCUGACAAACAAUGCGACCCUAGUGAGCGAGGCUUGGGUCACCCCUGGCACUUGUCGCUGAAUACCCAAGCAUUCAUAUGACCCAGUCUUUCACCAGUCAGUUUGUGGGUAGCAUAGAUAUAGGAGAUCUAGAUUGCUAACGCAUACCUAGCGCAGGCGGGGCCUACAUGAUAAAUCCAAGAUGGCGGUACAACAGGGCAAAAAGACUAUAGAUUCUAUUACGAAAAUCAGGAUUUUUGCAGUUUUUGCCGUCGCAUUGUUUCGAAACUUAUUCGGUCAAAUUUUAUGGUAAAGAGAAACUUACCACGACGAUUUUGAGCAUAUAUAUGAUUGAAUUGGAUGAAAAAUCGCAAAAUUACCCAGCGAUAAAAGUUCGUGUGAAAUGGUCACUUGGUCAGUUCGAGCGUUUCAUUGCCAGAAAUACUGUGUAUGUUAACAUCUAGCCUCGUGAAUGGUGUUUUAUACUGUUUAAACGUGAAAUCUAGUUUAGGAUCAUAUACUUCCCGAUUUUGACAGUAUAAAUACAAUAUGUCCAUUUCAUAAUUCCAAGUCUUGGGCAUUCUUGACCUGAACGAAUACGACUACCACAAUUAAUUUUCAUGCUAUUUCUCUACAUAUUGCACAAUGUUUGUUGCAAGUAUAAAACACCAUUCACGAGGCUAGAUGUUAACAUAGCACAGUGUUUCUGGCAAUAAAACGCUCGAACUGACCAAGUGACCAUUUCACACGAACUUUUAUCGAUGGAUAAUUUUGCGAGUUUUCAUCCAAGUCAAUCAUAUAUAUGCUCAAAAUCUUCGCGGUAAGUUUCUCUUUACCAUAAAACUUGACCGAAUAAGUUUCGAAACAAUGCGACGACAAAAACUGCAAAAAUCCUGAUUUUCGUAAUAGAAUCUAUAGUCUUUUUGCCCUGUUGUACCGCCAUCUUGGAUUUAUCAUGUAGGCCCCGCCUGCGCUAGGUAUGCGUUAGCAAUCUAGAUCUCCUAUAUCUAUGGUGGGUAGGGACACGCCCGCCGUCUUUUGGGACGUCCCUGGUUGAGUAGCACUUUCAUUGCGAUAGUAACAUGUAGUUUAUAAUUGUAUAUUUUGUCCAGGUUACUGACAAAUUGAUGGUGGUGAAGUUUGAUGAACUUAUCGUCGAACUUUUGUUAAAAAUGCAUGACUCACCAAGCGAGUUGCCUGACGUUUCUCACUUCAUCAGGUUAGGGGAAAUUUUGGAAAUGCGCUGGUUCUCGUGUGUAUUUAUUUUUAGUAAAUUUUAAUUAGUAAAUUUCGAAUAGCGCUGGUUCUCGAGUGUACUUUGCUGGCGUACUUUUAAUAUAUUAAUCAAGCCUUAAUAAAAUAUUUUUCUUCCUGGCAGCAGGCUUCCCAGACCAAAAAUUUCCUGUCAAUUUUUUUUAUAAAUUUGAAUUUUGGUUGUAAUUCAAUAACAGCGUCGUAUAUACCACCUUAAUAAGUCGUAUACUACCUCAAUAUUAAGAAAAAUAUAGCGGUGGCACUGCCACAUGAUACAAAUUUUUAUGUUAUGAUUGUUGUAUUUAUAUGCUCUAAUUGUGAUGUUUGUUACUUUAAUGCUGAUUUUUGAAAUUUCUCAAGCUUCAUUCUUGAUAUCUUGCUUUUCCUUAAAAAUUUCCUGUGAGAUUAAAAAAAUUUCCUGGCAGCAUGCUGCCAUGCUGGCGGACUUUCUCAUGCCUUGAUAUUAAUAAUUAUUUGGUCUGUUAGACAUAUUUUAUUCAUCUCGUGUUACUACAAAAGUAACCGGAGAAAACCUGCAAUGUUUGGUAAAGUUUGCUAUACUCUUCUCACAUGCAACCGAGGCGAAAUUAUAGUCAGACAACCGCAUAUUAAUUACAGAAAUAGAAUUCUGGUGGCAGAGGUUACACCCUAACCAUAGUGUUGUACUCUGUAAUUCUGGUUACAGAGGUUACACACUAACCAUAGUGUUGUACUCUGUAAUUCUGGUUACAGAGGUACACACUAACCAUAGUGUUGUACUCUGUAAUUCUGGUUAGAGAGGUACACACUAACCAUAGUGUUGUACUCUGUAAUUCUGGUGGCAGAGGUUACACACUAACCAUAGUACUCUGUAAUCAAGAGCAAAUACCAUGAUUUACGUCGACGUGUUUAAAACAAUAUUAAUUUUACUAAGGUAAUUAAGUUUUGUUUGUUUGCUGAGUCCAAUACAUUUCUUUCGUUGUAGAGAUUACGACCCGCCUACAGAACAACCACACUUCACUUCACAUGCCAUCAAAGCAACUUUAGAUUAUCUCACCAAGUGUCAUGAUGGCUCGAAUAAUACACUCGUAUCAAUCUUGUGCAAAAGAAAAGUAUAUUUAUUUCUUUUUUGUUAAAUGCUUGUUCCUUCUUUUAAAUUUACUGUUGUUUGUUUUGUGUUUCUUUGCUUUGAUAGCUUCUGUUAUUCUGUUCACGUUGUCAGGGGCGGCGACGGUAACGGGGGAACCUGACCGCCCCCUGAUUGAGCACAAUUCUCAAGUAGCUCGCCUUCUGUAUACGUGUGUCCCUGUGCACAGGGCCCUUCGCCGUUUGUUACGGUUGUUUUAAAAUUCUGACGUCACAGCGAAACCCAGAAUUAUCCCAAUGCCCUGCUGUUUCUUGUUCCCGUACUAGACUAAGCCUUCCUUAAGUUUGCUAUUGUCGCUAACUAGAUUUCACUCAGUUUUCACUUUUCUCUGUAGGAGAAUAUUCAGAAGAUCCUGCUCAGGUUGUCAGAACAUUUGGAAGAUACUUCCAUAUUUCAUAAGAGGCGUUCAUUUCUUGCUAUGUAUCGUUUGUUUGUGCUGCUUUUACUCCAAGAUUUAAACCAAGGAUUGGCAGGAACAUGGGCGUUUGUCGUCAGAGACAUUGUCUACACCAUAAUAAGGACCAUAUCGCGUCAUAAUCCUAGAAAUAUCUUGAGAAUUAAUGGUUUAAUGCGUGAGGGAGAAAUUAACAUUGAACUGGAUAAUGACGUUUUCACUCCAAGCUGUGAUUUACUCUAUCAAGUUUGUAAAGUAGCGCUGUCUUGCUGUCCACAGGUUUGUUGUAUUUAUAAUAAUAGUCUGCAUGGAAUCUGAUCCUAUUUUGUUACUGGACCUUGAAGAUGAAUUUUGUCGAAAAUGUUAAACAUUUGUAUGUAACUUCAUUUUGUAUUUUCCCAGGAAAUUGGUCAUCAUCUUCUGGACAUUGUCAAUGAAAUUAUCCCGUUUGUGUUGACAAAGGAUAAUCGAUCUAAGAAGGUGCAGUAAAAUAAGACUCUCCUAUCCUAUCUCUUACUCUCUUACUAUAUAUACCGUAGUUGCACAAUUUCCAUUAUGUGUAUCGAUUCAUUUUAUACUCUUUCUUUUUUUAGGCGGUUGCUUUACUGAAGUUCCUGAUUGUUGACAACAAGUCCUGUUUAGAGUCGUCUAUCUCGUGUCUCGAUCCAUUCCCUGAUCAACCUCAGUUUGCAGUGUUUAACGAGGCUUACUGGUCUGUACGUCGAAAUGAUGAAUACUUCACACUAGCAGCGGUACGUUGGCUUUCUAUUUCAUGCACAUGAAUAUUAAAUAGUCUAGUUACACACAAAAUAACUCUUCAUUUGUAGAACAACUUCUUUUGUGUAUCCUCAGUGGGCGACACUGCGUGAAACAUUGGGGGGAACUUUGGUCAGGGUUUUAGACUUUCGUUGUUUAAAAAUAAUAUUGUUGGUCGUUCGACAAAGGUUUUAUCCCUUUUCACCCUCUUUUAUCCCCCUCACCCUACCAGUGUUUACCGCUGUCGUUGGGACAUUUUAAUUCAUUUUAGUCAGUCAGAAAAUUUGGCACUGAUGGAUCACUUACAAAGUUUUUCACAUCAGUGAAAAUUUUUUAUUUCUUUAUUAUCAAUGCAUGCCCUCUUUCCCUUGGGCACUUCCAAAAGUAAAUUGUUGUUGUUUCCGUAUAGGAAAUUGAACAUUAUCUUUCAAUGAGUGGCCGUUGUCGUUCCACGUCCAGGGUGGAAGGUCUUCGUUAUCUACGGUCAAGAUUUACACAUCAUAAGAAUGAUCUACAAGAAGCAACUAGAGUUGGUCUCGAUGGUAAUUUUCUUGUACCAUUGUCUCGUAUCGUUGCUUCCAUUGCUUUAUUUGUAUAACUAUGCUAUCACACAUCCUUACACAAACUUCAUCUAGUCCUUGAGGUCAAAUCCUCUCAACAAGGUUUCAAGUAUUAUACCAAGAGCAAUAUAAAGCAGUAUAUUGGAUAUUUUAUUUAUUUUUCAUAGUUAAAACAUUUCUCGCCAUUAAUUCCUCUUCAUCCUGUCCCAGCUGUGUAUGAAUAUUCAGAUCCCGUCUAGGGUUGAAUGAUAUUGUUCAUUUAACUCUAGGAUAAAUUGAUUAAAUUUCAAUGAUUGAGAGAACAAGAUGUCUUUCGAGAACCCUCCAACCUUCGUUUCCAAUUUUGAAAUAUUAUUACCACUUUUUUUUAAUAAUUUACGAAUCAUUCUUUUGUUUAGCGUCUCGUUCAUUGCAGUUUUAUUUUCUCUAGGAGGACUAUCAAUGAGACUGUUGAAGCGGCUGGUUAGCGUGAAAACUCAACGAAAAGAAGUGAUAGUUGAAGUUGCUAAACUUUUAGCAGAGAUUGGAUCAUGGAGAUAUGUUUCAUCUUUGAACCUCACCAUGUCUCAAGGUAUAAAUGUCAAAGCGUCAACAAGAUGUGUUGGCACUGCUUGUUGCUUGUUCCAAGUUGUUGACAAGUUUAGCACAUGUUGAUGAGACCAACAGACUCGCAACAAGUUGUUCCAACUUCAGUUGAAUUGUUUUUUUUCUUCAGACGAUGCUAACUUCAACUAUAGCAAAGCGUGUGAGGCUUUCAAAGGAGAUGAAGAAAGUUGUCGUAAUUGUCGAAUUCUUCACGUACUCAAUGAUUGUCUCAUUGAUAGAGAGUGAGUUGAACGUCUUAGCAAUAUCUUGUUUGUAUGUUGUAUUCACAUUGUUGGCUUCGGCAGAUAACACUAGCUCAAUUAUUUCGUAUAAUGCCAAAACUCCCGUAUACAUAGAUAAUAAUAUUUAAUAUUUAUACAGGAAUGCCUGAUUAGUAAAAUUUACUGUUAUCAACUAAGGUCCUGUGUUUUAAAAGUCUAAAAGUUAAGGUAGUUAUCUAUUUAUAUUUACAAAUUCAGAUGUAAUAAAUACAAAAUUAUUUUAUUUGCUUUGCUAGUAAUUGACCGUGCACAUAAUGACGUCAAACGAAACAUAACGACGUCAAAUUGCAUUGACGACAACUCGCAAUACAAUGAUGUUACAUGAAAUUUUAUUCGCUAGACAAGUUGGUUUUCAUAUUGCUCCAAUAUAAAUUGUGUUGUUCGUGUACAGUUUACGCUCACAAUUUCCACAUUCACCACCUUGUGCUCAACCUUGUGUACUACUUGAAUUUCUUCAUUAUUGUACGGCAUUAUUCCUGAAUAAACAUGGUUUCCAGGAAAAUAAGUAUAUAUUUUUCUUUGCUGAUUUCUAGCAUAAAGAAGGUGGUUGCAGCAUCUUCAUGUUUGAAAGACAUUCUUGGUAAACACAGCAUCGUCAUGCUGAUGAAAUGUUACGAAGAACAGAAAAUUGAUCAUCUCUUUGGAUAUCUUGAACCUUUUAAACCCAACAAGCGAAAAAAGGUAAAACAUUUUAGACUGCUUCAAGUCUCUGGAAUUGGGUUCAGUUUUGAUCAUUGAAAUCAUUAUGUAUGGCUUUGAUAGGUCUAUCCAGUCUGCUAUAAGAACAGUUCAUGGUUUACUGAUCUCAUAAUCCCCAUAAAAAAUGAAGCAAGUCUAAAAAUUUCGAUGACAUCAUCUUUUCAACCACAGACAGUGCGAUCCUGGUUCUCACGUGACAUCAUCGCCGUCUUAUUGGAUACAUUUGACGGAGUUCCCAGACGCACGUAUUCCUCUUUGAUCUUGACCCCAAUGGCAACCCCAUCCCAAACCUUGCUGCACGUGAAACUCGAGUAUAACCUGAUUGCCCUUAGUCGUUGAAUCCCUGGGGAAUGUAGUUGUAUAGCACCUAUUCUUGGUUACGUCAUCAGCGCCAUUUUCCUUGUUUGCAAUUUAAAUAUCCUCCAACAUUGUAAAAAUCUCUUUGUGCGUACUUUUUCCCUUAUGUGCUACACAUAGUUUUCUUCAUAGUGUUCAAAGUAAAAACUUUACUUCACGAUAUUAACCAUGAUAGUUAUGUAACAUACGGCCCUUACAAAUUUACAAGAACAAAAUUAAUUAGUGAUGAAUACGUUUACAAUUUAGUACAUAUUUAUAAUUUUUACAAAACAGGUCUUCUUUUGGUUAGUAAGGUUAAGCUUAUUAAGAAGAUUUUACGAAGUAUUUAUUUUUGAGAUAAAAAAUAUCGUUGGCUUCUGUUUGGUUUCUAAUAGUUAUUAUGACUUUCCUGUUAAGUUGGUUUAAAAGUUUCAUUAAAUUUAAUGUACUGUUAUGUAUUACCAUUGAUGUAAAUAUUUAUGAGUUACUAAAUUACACCGUAUAUAUCGUAUGUGUGCUGAAUAUGCUAUAUGUCCUAUUUAACUGUUUAAACUUUUUAUUUAACUUUUUAAAUAAUGAAUUUGGGGUGUUUCCACAAACCUAAACUGAUAUAACAUUUUGUUUCAUUGUUCGUUUUGUUAUAAAGAAAUCAGAGAAAGACGAAGUUGCAGUGAAAUCAAACCUUCAAAGUUUUUCAGCGAUCGUACGAGAUUGUGAUCUCUGGAAUCCUGGCAACUUCAUCAACCACACUGAAUGGAUCUCAACAUUGACUUCAAAAAUCAUUGAUAGCGGUGUUGUUCAGGAUGAAGUAUUUCAAUGUCUGUCUCAAAUGUGUAAAGUACAUGUAAGUAUUUUUUAACCACAUAUUAAUUUACUGAUUGGCUUGCCACAUUUAGUUUGCCACUUCCAAUUCUUCCUGGGGCAAAAAGUCAUUACUUCGCCUCGUGUCUUGUUAGUUUGGGGUAAACAUGUUCCCCAGUAAUGAGGAACUGGUAAAAAUUGAUCUGAAACAAGAACAAUUUACAUUUCUAAGUAUAUGUUAACCAGUACAAAUUGAAGAUAAAUACCACCAACUUUAAUAAGCUUUCCAAAAUAUCGUAAGAAAGUUAUUUUUGAUAAUAAAUCUUCAACCUGAAACCAGUCGUAGUAUGUUACCUUAAGUAAAGGCAGGUGACUAUUUCUGAGUUCUGUGUUUUUUAAAUGAAUUAACUUGUGCAAUCCGACGUGUUUGAUAUCUGUUUUCAGGCUCCGUUUGCUGAUCUCGUGUUUCCAUAUCUUAUUCAUGACAUUCUCCUCAAUCACGGAGCGACUUAUCGAGAACAGUUGUCGGAACAAAUCAGAAAAAUAUUCUUAUCUCAUGCCCAUUCUUGUUCAAACCAAAGCAGAGCAAGUACACCACUCAUCACGACGACUGGCAAUAAUGAUUCAAGUGAAGGUAAAUGAACAUGUGGCGAUGUUACACGGAACGAUCUUCAAUCAAGAGUUUUAUGCAAAUUAUGUUAAACGAAAUUGUAUUGGUUCAGUAACAUUUUGACAAAUUGUCGUUGAAAAUCGGCCCGUCUAACAUCGCCAUAACAGACAGAUCUGGCUAACGUUGUUUACAUCGUUGCUACCCAUUUCACAACUUUAGAUAACUCGCAUGCCUAGUUGAACAUGGAAUGUACGAAACUCAGAGUUAUGUAUGAGCUAUUCACUCGUGUAGAUCUAAUGCUAAUUAGUCAUGGGUUAUCUAAAGCUGUGAAUUGGCUAUACUCAAACUUUAGCCAAAUUUGUCUAUUGAAUGUUCAACAAAAAAUAGCACCUACACAAAAUUACUGUUUUAGUUAUGCUUGUACAAGGUGUUGUUGCUGUUGCUGUUGCUGCUGCUGUUGUUGUUGUUGUUGUUGUUGUUGUUGUUGUUGUUAUUGUUGUUGUUGUUGUUGCUGUUGCUGUUGUUGCUGUUGUUGUUGUUGUUGUUGUUGUUGUUGUUGUUGUUGUCGUCGCCGUCGUCGUUGUCGUUGCUGUUGUUGGAGUUGUAAAGAAUGCAUAGCAGACUCUCACCAAGACUCACGAACUAAGAGAUGUACAGACCAAGUGACUGAAAGAUAGAUAAUUUCUUCUUUUAACUCAUGGUUGUUUUCUUGUUUUUUAGCAACUCAUGAUUCUAUUCAUUCAGUGUUAAAUGUGAUCAAUUAUUUACGCAAACAACCACGUGAUGUGAGGUCUGGAACGUCGGGAACAUCGUGGGACAGUAACUUUUGGCUAGAAUUGAAUUAUUUAGAACUUGCUGAAGCUGCGUUGAAGAGUUCUGCUUACUGCACUGCUAUAUUAUAUAUCGAGAUAUGGAGAGAUAUUCACAAGUAAGAUUUUCUGUUUUUAAGCAUGGGAUUUACAAGGGUUGCGCCCAGCCUAGUUCUUGCCUUUCGCUUCCGCAAUGAUAGGCGCUCUGGAUUGAGAAGCCUGAGGAGAGACGGGAAGUGAGAAGGCCUAGCACAAUUCGAAAAUCUGCCCUUCUUGGGACCAUUUUUGCCCUUCGAGCGGCCCUAGGUUCUACAUAUUUACAUCGAUGUUUUUGUAUAACGAUAUGCCUUUGAACAAUGAAGAUAUUUCGUUAUGGAACGAAAUACUGACAGGUAAGGAUAUUUUAUUAAUUUAGGAGUAAAGCCAAGUUGACGAAUUUCGCCAGGCCGUCUCCCGCGGUCCAAAACCGAUCCACUCACGCGGGAAGGCCUGCCCCAGAACCUCUUAAGUUCGCAUUGAUAUUCCAUGAUUUAUGGAACAUUUCACGACAGCUGUUCGGUGGCACAUGGAAUCCUUCUGGAAAUCGAGCAUGUUUUCGUACUCUGGCGAUGUUUGUAAUAUUUAUUCUGUACCAUCAUGUAUGUACUGAACAAGAAGCUCCUUCAUUGUGUCCAUGGGUUUAUAUUUAAAGUUUUGAACACGGGGUGUCCACGGGUCUUCAAAAUCCUGGAAAGUCCUUGAAUUAGAAAAAAAAACAUUCCAGGACUGGAUAGUCCUUGAAAAUCAGUAGAAGUCCUUGAAAGUCCUGGAAUUAAUUUCCUUAAUCUCCAGCUGUGCCAACAUUAGUGAUUUUGAUUAAAAUUACUGAAUAAAGUGAUUUAUUUACGGCAAAUCCGUGCCAUUUUCAAACAUUUUUCCCAGUUCUAGGAAAAGUCCUUGAAUUUCACCUUCACCGAAAAGUGAACACCCUGAGAACAGCGUUAAAUAAUAGUAUAUGAUGAUCUGAUCUGAUGUCGAUAAUGAUAUAGUAUACAACCGAUAAUUCUGUAGUACAACUUAUAAUUAUAUACAGUAGUUAGUACAGACCUGUGUUAUGUGUAGACCGUAACUUGUCCGUAGACAAUGGCAUUGUGCAUUUGAGUUGUAUAUUGUUGACAUGGCAUUUCAAUAACUAACUCCACUACUGCUUGCCAUAAUUUUUCCAAAUUUUAUCAAUAGUUGAGCAACUUUCUUGCAGGGCAACAUCCUCCUAUUCAGUUGCAUCUGGUUCAGACACUCAGGACGUUGCUAUGGAGAUCAGUAGUGAAAGUACAGAAGAGAGUUCUGAGUCGAACUAUCAAAAUAUCUUAUUUGAAGCUUACGCCUCUAUUGGUGAACCUGAUGCAGUGUAUGGUUGCGGAGUUUCAACUGAACUCAAAGCAAGGAUACAUACUUAUGAACAAGAAAAACAUUGGGGAAAAGCUCUGAGUAAGUUUGGUUUUAUGUGUAAGUCCUCCAUGACUAUUCUACUGUAUUUUAGUCACCAGGCUUGCCUUUGAACCUGGGAGAUCCGGGUUCAAUCCUCGAAUAAGGACGUUAAAUCGUGGGUACCUCGGAUCCCCUAUCAAUUGGGCAGUAUAGCCUGUUGGGAAAUCCGCUGACCAACGAGUGAGAAACUCAAUAAAGUCCAACUAAACUUAAACCACAGUUGCUUCAACUUAAAAAAGGAUAAUUACUUACGAUGAAACUUACAACGCUAUUUUGAACACAGAAUCAUAAAGGUAUUACUCACAGAAAAACAGCGAGCACGGAGCGCGUUUGAUGGACUGGAUUUCAUCCAUACUAUGCUCACAAUUUCUCGUGGGUUAUCAAGAUUAUUAACUCAAUGUGUUCUCUGUUGUUGUUAUAGGGGCGUAUGAUCUAUAUUGUCGCCAGUCUGAUAACCAGUCGUGCGUGGGAACUGUGCAGGUAACACCUUGUUCGCUGGCGAAACAAACAAAAAAGGCGAAGCCGACGAAUAGGCAAUUCCAGCUUUUAAUUUAUGCGCGCAGGGGGUGAUGGGAAGUAAGGUAUCAUAUUGCUGGUUAUGCUGAAAAUUUUCAAUAAAAACUGCCGAAACAACCGAAAUAUUUCAAUAUUUACAAGUAUAAGCUAUCACUCCAUGUUUACACAGCCACCAUUUUUAAUUUUUCAGCAUAAUCAGCAAUGUGAUACCUUACUUCCCAUCGUCCCCUGCACGCAUAAACUAAAAGCUGGAAUUGCUUAUUGCGCUGCUCAAACGAAAUUAGGCAUCGCUCUCUAUCGCUCUAGAGUUAGUCAUUUUGUUAGUUUGUUUGUCCGUUAUUUUGUUAUUCAAAAAUGGUAUUUCUUCGGGCUUGUGAUGCACAUGCCCCCGCCCAAUGCGCCCUGCAUGUAGUACUAUAUCUGGUUCUGCUUUUUAUUUUUUUUAAUCUUUCCAAUUUUACACUCAGUUGUUACUUAAAGUAGGUUAGUAGGAGUGUAUACUAAUACAAUUAGCGGCCUCGUUGUCUCUUGUUGUAUCAGGCUUCGCUUUCGGUAACGUAUUUGCCUUCAUUAACUGUUCGCUCAUAGACAACUUGGAUUCGUUGUCUAAUUGUUAAUCAAUUGGUCUAGUGGUGCUAAAGUUUGGGAAAAACUCUUCGUGCAUCAUGCGACUCAUGUGAAAUUAUAAUCAGACUGAAUAUUGCAAGAAUCAAACCCGCGAACAGGUGUAAGGCACUUGUGGUAACCACUGUGGCACCAACAUCUUCUUUUAAACCCUUUAAUUGAAAUAUUUUCCUCUGCUCUGAUCUCACUAGGCUUUAAACACGUUUGGCCUUGAUCAUGUGACAUACAAUUAUCUGAAAGGGUUGGGAGAUGAAAACCAAAAUGAGGUAAAGACAUGCCUGUUACCACCAGGAGGUUUAUCUGCAAUUCCAUAUGUGUGUGUGUUUGCCUUUGUCUGUCAGUAUGAUAACUUCAAAACUAUCAAACGUAUCAAUACGAAAAUAUGUGGAUCUAAAGGACAUUGCCCAAGGAACAAAUUGAUUAAAUUUUGGAUGAAAAUUGGCUGAGAAAUUAGCGAAAGUUUGUCUUGCUUUGCCAGUAAACUGGAAUGCGCAGUUCGCGCAUUAUAUAAUUCAUGCAUGGUAUAUAACAUAAUUCUCUGACGGAGGUCUGCAGUCUUCGAGUUCCCUCUAGUUUCAAAUGCAGCUUCUGUUUUAGGCCUUUUGGACCUUCGCUCGAAACGUCGAAGUUCUCCUUGUAAUUUUCGGGUAGUUACAUCCCUAUCAACCGAAGUUUAGUUUGAAGUAAUAUUGCUGGUGUGAUAUAUUUUUUAGUUUCUGGAACUUCAAUAUGAAUCGGCUUGGCGAAACAGGAUCUGGAAUAUUGAUAAAGAUAUCAGGUAGAAAUAUAUAUUGUGUAAUAAUAUUUGUAAAAGUGCAAGGCAAGUUAAAUUGAUAAACGAUCCACUCUAUCAAAAUGAAAAAAAUAAUUAAGAAUUAAUUUAAAUUUUCCGCGAUUGUCUAUGCACGAUUCGCACAUUAGAACAUUGUGUCUGUUGUUGUGUUCAACAUUUUUUUUAAAUAUAAUUUUUAGUGAUAAAUUUACAGUUGACAAUGGAGGAUUUCAUGAGUGCGUCUAUGAGAACAUUCAGUCAUUACGAAACAAAGAUCUGAAAUUAUUUGAUUUCUCACUUGAUGAAUGCAGGUUAGUGUUACUAUGACAACCAGUGAAGCAUACAUUGUCACUCACAAUUUGUUAAUGUUUUUUUUUCAUCCCAAUACUUUGACAUGCCGAUAGUACAAUCUAAAAACAGCCUGGUCACAAUUUUCCUGGUAAACCAAGAAAUAACCCAACAAAAAAUUUUAUUGUCUCAUUUGAAAGAACGUUUAAAAUUAUUUCUAAAAUCUUGUUACAGAUUUUUCAUAUCAAGCUUAACUCUUGAAAUAUUUUUACUGAAAGAAAUGAACUGUCCGCCAUCUUGGAUUAUUGAAGAUAUGCAUGAUACGUCACAAGUGGGGUCACGCUAGUUUUUUAUCGUGACAGCCAGUGAUCAAAAUAUUCAAGAAUCAAGCCAAUAUAUGAAAAAUCUGUAACAAGGUUUUAGAAAAAAUUUUAAACGUUCUUUCAAAUGAGACAAUAAAAAUUUUUGUUGCCAUUGUCCUUUAACUGAAUAUUCCUGGUAAAAGUUCCUGGUUAUUUUAUCUUACUUCCUACCAUAAUCUGGUUAAUGUAAAUGGUGUUAGGGUGUACUGAAGUGAGUUUGGAGGUUGAAAGAACAUCUGGUGAAAAUGGCGGAACUUCUUUUCAGUUACUUUUAGCUGGCAUAGUUGCAAAAGUUUUGUUUGCUGGGUUUGGUGGGUAAUCCUAGUGACGAUGUAUAUACAGCUAUUUCAAUUAAGGUUGUCCCCCGAGCAAAGUGGAAAAGUCGAAUACGAGCGCGAAAGGCUGCUGGGAAUCGCUAACUUAAAUGAAUGAAUUUAUUAGCGAUUCCCAGCAGCCUUUCGCGCUCGUAUUCGACUUUUCCACUUUGCUCGGGGGACAACCUUAAUUGAAAUAGCUGUAUACAAUUUAAGACCUAAUCAGAAACAGUUGCGAAAAAUUUCCUCAACUUCACAGGAAUCGAACCUGUGAUUCUGGUGCUCUAAUCAAUUGAGCUAUACAGAGGCCAGUUGUCGAGCAUUGUGCUCAGCGGGUUACUCUGAGCUUUACAAGUUCAUGUAUGUGUGGGGUUUUGAGUGUGCGGGUUGUGAUAAGUGAACAUGAAAGAUGUUUUUUUUGCAUUUCACUUGGUUGAACUAGAAUGCUGAGUUUGGUGGAUAAUGCAAGUGAGCAUAUAUAUAUACACAAUUUAAGACCUCGAAACAUGAAGACUAUGUCUUCAUUUUAUUUCCAGAUUCCAGAUUGUCGACGAAUUAUGUAGAACGAAUACCGAGAGCGUUUGCGAAGUUUAUCCUCAAAUCUUACGACUUCAAUGUUUGGGAGAGCUCGAGCAGGCGAGGAAAAUUCAUGAAACGUAAAUUUUCUUUAUAUUUUUAUUUUCUGCAUGCAUUUAUAUAUCCACGAGUCUUCCUCUUGACGUGGAACUUCAGGGCCGCCGAAUGGUUUCGCGGGGCCCGGGGUGAAACUUCCCCCAUGUGGGCCCUAUGACGUCAUAAUUGAAAAACGGGAGAAGCGAUGUUUUACAACAUAUUACAUGUAAUUGCAUAUAAUUUCUUCAUACAAGAUUAAGCAAUCUUGUAUGAAGAAAUAUUAAGGUCCUUUGUUGCUUUGGUGGCACCUUUUGAGCUGGGGAAAAGUGCAAAGUGCCCCGUCGCCUCUCUCGGCGACCUUGCGUGUAACAUCGCUCAACCCAAGGUGAAGUGAAGUGGAGAUUUUCUUGUAUUUUAUGGAACACGCGCUCGAAUUAAUGAGUAUAAUAUACCACUUGAUUAUGACUACAUUCAAAUUUUUUGAUUGUUUUGAUAAUUUUCUCAAUCAGUGAACAAACAUGAAAAGCAUGUCCAACGUCUUUGAACAAAGAAAUUCGAACAAUUACGCUUGAGAAUGGUGCGUAAUCGUUUCGACUUUCGAUGAAGCAAAGAUGAUGACGUAAAGAUAUUUUAACUUUUAAUAUUUUAUAUUUUUACUUUCAAUUUCAAUGAAAAACCCUUUGAAAAAUGUUGUCAACAUGAAUUGUCUAUUUCUUUUCAAAAGAUUGCCACAACAGACUUUAAAGCUGUACAUUUUAUGCUAAUCAGUACUUUGUACAACCCUAUCUGUUAGCCAACCAUAUUGCCUUUAGUAUUUUGUUCGUAUGGUAAUACUAUAGACACCUGGUGAAGUGCAUUGAUUCCGUCCUAGAACUGGAUCAAAAUUAAUUCACCUCAGUGAUUUAUUCGUAUGAGAUGUCACAUGAAAUCCGACAAUUCGGACAUUACUGGAUUGUGAAUUUCUUGCAGUUAAUUCAGUCCUCGUCUUCGCACCUGAUAUAUUACGUACAAUACGUUUACUUGAUGUUUUUGAUGUUUUUCUCCAUUGUAGCCAAGAAGAGCAUCGCACGUUGCUUAGUCAGUGGAUUAUGGAUAUCCCUGAAAGUUUUCAUGAAUUAGAUUUACUUGAGCCGAUAUUGUCACUUCGAACUAUACUACUGCAAGAACUUCUUCCACUGUCUCAAAAUGAUCCCACAGCGGUGGAGCUAAGACAGUGUUUAUUACCUGCACUCAUACAGCAUUGUGAAAUGGUCUCCAAGCUCGCAAGACAUGCUGGCUGUUACCAAGUAAGAAUAACUACAACUAGAUAAUUGUUUUCUCUCUAAACAUUCUGGACGGUCAAAAUUGAAUAUGAAUAUGAAGAAAUAUUUGGUUUAAAAGUAAGAAGGAAUUUUUGAACCCAGAUAAAUAUGAGAUCAUAAUGUUUGAGAAACAGAUAAAUAAAUUUAAUAAGUGUAAAUAUAUUUUAUAAAUGUGUGGGUUUUUUUCACUUUGCUAUAGGACAGGGUUCGUACAAAUUCUUGAAAGUCUUGUUUUCGUCUUUGGGUAUUUUUUGAAAUUUGGUUGACAUUAAAAAACGGAUUCUUACACGAAAGCUGUUCAAAAUUAAUUAAAAUUGCAGUUAACAUCACAUUUACUGAUUUCGCCUGCUCAGCCCGUCCGUUAAAAUACUUAACUUGUGGCGUUAUUUCACGCUGUAACAGGCUAAUGAUUUGGAUUCUUGCACUUCACUUGGUGGAAUUAACAUUAGAAUGUUAGGGUUUGUAAUCCAAGUGAGUAUAUAUACAUUUUGGGACCUAACCAGGAACGACUGCGAAAAAUGCAGCACAAGGUCCUCUGGUAGACCAGAGGACCUUGUGCUGCAUUUUUCGCAGUCGUUCCUGGUUAGGUCUUAAAAUGUAUAUAUACUCACUUGGAUUACAAACCCUAACAUUCUAAAUGUAACAGGCUAACCCUGCUAUGUUUUCGAGAGCAGUUGUGAUGGAAUCGAAGUUGCUGGCUUGCAAUUGCGGUGCAGCACUUUGACCACUGAACGACAGAAUGCAUGAACUGCAGUGUAAUCCAGUGUGCGUGUGUGUAAGGAGAAAUAUUAAAUAUUUUGGGCUUCUCGUUCGACUAUCUGGGGCUCUGUGAGCAGCACUCUGUUCUGUUGAUCGAGAUUUCCGAGAUAUAGAACAUUGCCCGACUAGGACUGAUAAUUCUUUGUCUUCAUUUCUUACAGUACAUAUCUUACAGUACAUGUCUUACAAUACAUAUCUUACAAAGAGAAUGCAGUUGGAAUUUUUUGUUCUUCUCACAUUCCAGAUUUCAGAGAAGUCAAUAGCGACGUUGAAAGAUAUCAAAACAGGCGAAAAUAAUUUAACAUCAAGUUUUUCGUGGAAGAUUGAGGAAGCCAAAGUGUUUUGGUUUCAAGGCGAACAAGAGACUGCCAUGCAUCAGUUAAAACAAAUCAACGUCAGUCUAAAAGUAAGAUUAUAUAUGAUCUGCAUUGUUAUCAAGUGAUGUUUCUGGGGUUUUUUCCUCCAAAAUAUGUUAUAAUGCUUCCGAAAUAUACAUUAAUGCCUCUAGUAAAAUAGUAAGGAAGUGGGGUGUGCUAAGAGCUACCUUACUUGCAGCUGAGAGCUAAGCUGAAUUGCACGAAGGACACAACUCGACCUGAUCGAGUCGAAGUCUUAAUAAGAGCGCCUUUGUCAGCAAACUUAAGACUCGUAUCUGAUCAUAUAGAGCUUGUGUGUACGGUGGAAGGGACAGUUUGGAGGUUGUCCCAACCUGUCAACAUUCUCUGUGGGACGAAACCGCAGCACCCGGAGAAAACCCACGGCUGGGGUGGACCUUUGACCUGACUCUUUUCACCUAAGACUGCUAAGUGUCAUGAGCUAGUCUGCAUGCAGGAGAAUCGAGCCCACGAUCUUAGAGGCGAAAGGCGCUUGCUCUGACGAUUGAGCCAAGAUUGUUGUCACUGUUGUUUCAACAGAAUUUUAAUUGCAUGUGCAAAAUUCAUGUUACAUUUUUACUUUCAAGAAUGAUGCUAAGAGUUCCAAGCUGUUAUAUGCACAAACAUUAGGUCUUUAUGGCAGUUGGUUGGCAGAAACACGCUCUGAAAAUCCAAACACCAUUAUGGAGAAAUACUUGGAUAAGGUAGUGUACUUGUAGUAUGUGGAAUAAAGAUGAUGACCAUAGACCUUUUUAAAAAGUCUGCCUUGUGACGUAAUUUGUGGAUAAAUACGAUCAUUUGACCAAUCAGGCAAGCGAAAUGGCUGUGCGGGGUUUUCCUUUAUCCGCAAACUACGUCACAAGGCAGACAUUUUAAAAAGGUUUAUUCAAUUUGAAAUAUGUACAGCAUAUACCAAUACAAUUCGAAACAUGUUCACAAUAAGAUUAAAGUAACGAUGUGUUUUAUUUUGUUCUGUACUAAAUUUACCAACCAGUUCUGGUAUUUAUUUAUCGAUAUUUAUUUUCUUUUGCUCUUUUUUACCCUUAAUGGAACCAUUGGAAAUUUAUUUGAAAUUUACAAUGGAAAGCACAAGUUUAUAACAGUUUUGGGAACAAAAUAAAAACAUUCCCAAGGCAUUGAGAAUAGAUUUCUGUUGAAAAGUUACCCAGAAUUCUUCUGUGUGGCAGAAGUAGUUAACUACCAAGAUCACGUGGCCUGCUACAUGCACUUGUAUGUCCGUCUCAUCGAAAUCAUUUCGUUUUCGUUGUGACAGGCUGUUGAACUGGUGGAGUCAUGCAGUGAUAAACAAGAGUCUUCAAUUGAGGCAAGUUAUAGUAGUAUUAUAUCAUUCUCCACAAUAACAGCGUUAAGCUCAAGACGUUAAUAGCGGAAAUGACGUUUUUCAAUUGUUUUGGAUUAUGUACUUUUAAACAGGAUAUCAGUAAUUUUAACAUGCGUCUCAGUGAGACGAUCUCACGGCUGGUACUGAGGUUAAUUGUAAGAAGGUCGGAUAGUGUUAUCCACCAGAUAUUGAUUUUUUCCAGCGUUAUAAUAAUGCCUGAAAAACUAUAAAACUUCAGAUUUGGUGGUACAGUACAAAUUGAUUAAAACAACCAACAAAUGUAUUGUCCCAGUUUCAUUAUGAAUCUGAAAUGACCAAUUUACUGGUUGUUUUAACCAAUUUGUAUUUACAGUCAAUACAGUGUACUUCCACACACACUUGGUUUGUUGUCAUAUCUACCGCUCAGUUGUCGCUUUUUAAUCUUAAUGGCGUUUUACAAAUUUUGUUCAUUUAGGCAUUUUUGUCCCUUGCACGAUUUGCUGAUAGUCAAUACAAGAAUAUUCAGGAUUACAUGAAGUCCUGGGCAUUCGAAAACAAGCGUUCAAUAAUGAAUAAGUUAAAGGUACAGUAACUUGAAUAGAAAUAAGAAAUAUUUUAUUCUGUUAUUCUUUUUAUUAAUCUCAAAAUCGCUUUUGAAAUCCGAGAACUUCCCAACAGUCAUAACUAAAACAUGAUAGUCAUUUUUUCAUCCUUUAUAAAAGCAUCGCCGGAUUUUGAAGGAAUAAGGCGUGGUGUCGUGCACACCUCCCCAGAGAUCGUUUUGCAUCUCCCUGAAAGUCAUGAACUUCCCCUUGGGAAAGUUCAAAGUAUUUUGAUAGAUCAAAGUGAAAAUUUGACAAUUUUUUAUGUGUUGCUUAGAGUCUACACUUCGUAAGAACGUUUUUCUGUGAAAUUGAAACAGUGAUAGCCAUUCCUCUCUGUGUCAAGUACCCUUUUAAUGCAUGUUUCGAAAGAAACUUUGUAGUGAUGUAAUGAGGGGUAAAAUUGGAUGAGUCGUACCGUCAUAAUUCAUUAAUACACUGAUACAUAUGUACAGUACAUGCAUACGUCAUGUAGUUGACUUCAGUGGAGGGUAUAUGUUCUAAACCCUAACUUUAGUCGUACAUCAGAUCUCUAUAGCUACUUUAAUUGGUUCAUCUCGUUCGUAUUUGUUUUUGCGUGAUUUCUAUUUGUUGAUGUUUGAACCAUAGUCUGAGGUAGCAAAUCUUAAAGAACAUGGAGUGGAGAAAGGACGUUAUUUGCGAGAAUUGAGUGUACAAAGCCAGUCAGAUGAACAGGAAUUGACACAAAUGAAAGAAGAUCGUCUUAAAUAUCUGCAGAAAGCUGUGAGGAAUUACAUCAGAUGUCUUCAAGUUGGAGUAAGUGCAUUUUUGGUGUUGUAGUGGAAGCACCUCUCAUUUUCUGGAAAUGACCAGACAUUUCAUGCUAGACGUUCAAAUUAUCCCUUAAAACUGCAUGAUUGCUAUUAUUUCUAACAAGCAUAUACCAUUGGAAAAGGUAUUGAAAGCUUUGAAAUAAUAAAGAAACGUGAUUUUCUCUUCAAAACAAAUAAUGGACCAGAAUUUAUACAUUUUUACUUUUUGUGUAGCUGGGCGUAACGAACGUCAGACAAACAACGGACAUAUCCAACUGAUAUUUUUCUUUGUCUUUUAGGGAAAAUAUGAUCUACAAAUUUUUAGAAUUUGUUCACUUUGGAUGGAAAAUUCCACAGAUGAUACUAUAAACAAAAUUGUUGAGGUAAAAUAUUAAUGCAUGUACAGUAUUAACUUGUCGUUAUGAUUAAGCAUUAAUCCAAACCUUUCUUUGUAUUGAUUUGAUGUUCAAACCUGUGUUUCUGUAUCCUGUGUCAAACCUGUGCUUCUGUAUCCUGUGUGCAGAGGUUUUCUCGUUUCAGACGAAGGUGGCUUGAUACAAUUUUUGUGGAACAUUCACGAUUUAGAUCCGUAUUUUUGGGACAAUUAUUACUUGUUGAAAAACAAAAUGUAUUUCACUGAUGUAAAACAACACCUAAAGGGUUCGAAUUUUUUCACAAAAGUUACCAACAAUGUCGUUUCAAAGUGGUGGAUAUUUUCCCUUUAAAGUAAUUUAACUCGUAAACGACAUUGUAACCCCGAUUUUUAUUUUAUAAAAUAAUUUCUUUUAGUAUAUACUCAAUUAUUUUGAUAAUUUUAAAUAAAUUAUCUUGAGUUAAAAAACAUUAUUAUGAAUAAUCACAUUUACGCAAUUUGAAAAAUUUUGGUUCAACAGAAUUUUUUUUAAUUGUCAAAAUAAUUGAGUAUCCUAAAAUGAAAUAAAAAUUGGGGUCACUGAUAUCGUUUACGAGUUAAAUUACUUUAAAGACAAAUUGCGUAAUUUUUGUGAAAACCCUUUACAUGUUGUUUUACAUCAGUAAGAUACGUUUUGUUCUCAAAAAAAUACGAAUCUAAAUCGUGAAUUUUCCAUUUUUAAAAAACUAUAUCGAGCCACCUUAAGGCAAGGCCACUCUGCGCCUGAGUGCAGGCUACAGAUUCACAAAACAGGAAACCCCUUGAUUCAAGGUUUUUGUUGUACGAGGUAAAUUUGGUUGGAGGUGGUUAUAUUUUGGUACUUUGGAAGUAGUCUGGAAAUUUGGUCUUAAAGGUUGUGACUAUACAUACGAUGGUAUCCCAACCUUCAGACAACUUUAGUCCAUUGAGCUCUAUAUAUAUCUGAAUCGAGAACUUGAGUCAUGCGGCCUAUAAGAAAAGUGAAGUCAAGAUGACGAAAUUGACAUCCAAUAGCUAUGAAGGUCGUAGACAGUUUUAAUACCAUUUCCCCAGCUAAUUCCAGUUCUUUCUCAUGGAGCGUAUCGCUAAACAAGUUACCAGUUCAUAAAAGUUAAAUCGAUGUCAAAAUGCUAAAUUUCGUUACACUCCUUGCAAAAACAAUAGAAAAGUGAGUGGAACUGACGUCCAAUAGCUACAUCUUGGUUUUGCUUUUUGAACUCGAGUUCUCACUCCAGAUAUAUGUGGAGCUCACUCGGUGAGUUUUGACUAAAAUAUACAUGAUUGUGUAUAAUUCGAUGUAGAGUAAGAACGUUAAGCUUAAGUAUCGUGCACUCCAUAUUUCUUUACAGGAAGGAGUAUUUUCACAAGGUGGCAAAAUGUCGGUGGAGUCACGAAAGUUUAUUCCGCUCAUGUAUCAGUUGGCAGCUCGACUAGAAGCGAAGACGCAGGAAAAUGGGUUGUUUCAGAACAUAAUGAGCAAGGUAAUAUAGUUUCUGUGUUUUGGUCCAUUAGGUUACAUUGUUAUCAAAUGCAGUUCAUAAAUAAAAAGCAUGUUGAGAAUUGCAGAUAGUUACACAAACUAAGACGCCUUACCUCUGCCAUCUCAGUUACAAAAACAAAAGGAAAACAGAGGCAAAAUGAGAUGAAUGGGAAAGGCUAAAGACAAGUGCCUUGCGGAUAGCUCCCUCUCGGUAUUACGCACUUGGUUAAUGUCGCAUCAUGAACCAUGACCAAAGCUCGUUGAGCACCCCGCCCUCCCAUCUCCCCCCUCCCUCCCCUCUUCCAAUCCCCACUACUAACAUCUGGCUUAAUCCAUCCCAGUCACAGAGUCUUAUAAAUCAAUGAUUGAACUGAAAACACGGCAAGUUGAAUUUUUUAAACAACGCACGCGUGCGAAGUUAAUAUCGGUUUCAAAACAGACUUACUUAAAAAACUUAUGUAUCCCGAAUACACCUUUCCUUCCGUAAGGACGUCACUUUGGUUAUAAAGCCUCGUUUUCGUGUAUGUGACUUUACUUAAAGCCCACGUUUCAAUGACGAAAACGAGGCUCUAUAGCCAAGGUUCCGUACUUUUCGGAAGCAUGAAUUGGGUCAAAUAUAGCCACACAGUAUCGUAAACUAUGACAAAGUCAAAUUUUCCCAUCAUUUGUAGUUGAUAUGUCAAGCAGCUGUGGAACACCCGUAUCACGUGAUCUGGAUAAUAUUAGCAUUGAUUAACGCAGAUAAAGAUAGUAAAUAUUUAACUUCCGGUGGAGGAAAGAAAAGUGGCAGGUUAUCUAAGAAAUCUAACCAACAACCUGUGGACAGUUACAUUGACCAGGUAAGGUCUUGGAAUUACGAAAUUCUUCCAUGUAAAACUAAAAUUAAAUAUUAAUUAUGAUGAAUUACCUUUGUCAUAUAUAUUUUACGUUAAUAAUUCCCUUUUUUAUUCAUCGAAUUUUAACACGCAAAAUAAACAACUGAUUGUCUAGCCAGUUAAACCCAACAUAAGGCAUUGAACGUGGCUAGCUAACAGGGAUUAAAGUUAACAAAACGCCUGCUGAGGCAUUCACACUGGCCUCAAAAUGACAACUUGUGCGGUAGAGGGUAAUGGCUGUAUUCUAAAAGGUCACUCACACUCAAUGAGUGUAGGUUCUAUCUGAGCUUCUCUUGAGUGUCAAUGCUGUUUUUGAAUAGCUGGAAGGUGAGUAGUCUCAUAGUAAGGUAUAUGACACUAACCCUCCAGCUAUUCAAAAACAGCAAUGACACUCGAGAGAAGCUCAGAUUGAACUUCCAUUCAGUGAGUGUGAGUGAGCUUUUAGAAUACAGGCGUAAAUGUGUACGACAUCUUUAUAGGCGUUUUCUAAUUUUGUAGUACGGCCAAUUUCUCCAACUGCAAAGCCCAAUUGAAAACAUAAAGAAGUUUAUAGUUGUUUAUGAAAACAUCAACAACGUCAAUACCAGUGGGAUACUGUAUCCUCCAAUCUCACCUUUUUGUAAUCCUAGAUUAUUGAAUCAAGCUUAUAAUAUAUACAGACAAUACAAUACAGUAUAUUAUACAUAGUAGUUUUUAUAGAAGUUUUCUUCGAUUUCCAGUUUGGAAUAUUGAAGAUUUGUGCAGUGAACUUAAUGAUACAGAACUGAUUUCAAAAUUACAAUAUUUUGAUUUAAUUAAUCUCCUAGUGAAAAUUACAGAUUGGUAUCUAACGUACGAGUCAUAUUGCUAAUCAAAGUAUUUAUGUAUUGUGCAGGACCGUGUGAAGGCCGCUCUUCAUGUAAUUGAAAACGUUCGCAAAUCACGAUCAGCUAUAGUCUCCGCAAUGGAGAAACUGAGUGAAGCCUACAUUGAGUUGGCUUAUUAUGAUGUGUCGCAGCACAAGAAUCAAACAGGUAAAAUGGUUAAAAAUAGUACUUUGUAGUUUAAUGAAAGCUAUCUUGGUUUGCACCCCAAUGACGUCUCCUUCAGAACCAUCUUCGAGAUACGUUUAAAUCCGUUGAGAAACUGAGGGGCGGGGGGGGGACGCUUACCCGAUUUCAUGUCCAGCUUAUUAUUCGCAAUCUAAUAACUGAAGACGCAGGCAUUCUUGACAUAAUUAUGAUGUUAUAAUCUUCUGAAUUUUGUAAAAUCUCACCCCAAAAUGCAUGAAAUGGCGUUUCAGAGGCUCUAAAUUUCAAAAUUGCCCCCGGACCUCCCUACAGUGUCCGCGCCUUUGGCGCUCAACUUGUACCACCCCCCUCCCUCCCCCCCACUUUGUAAACCCUGGCUACGCCACCGAUACUAACAAAAGAAUGUCAUUAACAGCUGUUGUAUUUGGUGAAUGGUUUUGUGGAUGGCGAGUGUGGAUUUUAUACAAAACCCUUCUACUAAUUAGUUAAUCGAGUGUAGAUGCCCCAAAUCCUGAUAUUGUAUUUGGAGCUCUGUGUUUGGAGCGUGUUUUCCUCCAACAUGGCCUCUCUGUAUACAUGCUAGUCUCAAAGGAUUGAUUGCAAUUUACCAAUAUGUGAAUUUUUAAUGUGUUCAAUUCAUUCAAAAGGAUAUAUUUGUGUGAGUACAGUAGAAGUUGUGUUGAUGUUUUUAUCACUGUUCACUUUGCAAUAGUAAAGUAGGCUUGUUUCUAAUAUUGUGACUGUGUAAUACUGUAUUUCAGGUCCAUUAUCUAUGCCAGAUGUGACUUUAAAACGGAUUACCAAUCUAAACAACGUUGCUUUACCUACAGUAGACAUCCAGGUACAUUAAUGUCACUUCAAAUGCAUGGUGACAGUAGCCUGCUCAUAGAGCCUGCGUAGCAGGCUAUGGUGACAGCAAUAUUGCUAAUUGUCCAAAUUUUGGAAUUGGACAUAUUGCACUUUAAUACGUGUAUGAAGAGAAUGUUAAAAUUAACAUAUGUACCUGCCAAAGCUAAGAUCAAUCACAAAGGCAAAGGACUGUGUAACGAGCGCACACGGUUCUGACAAACGGCUUUGCCAGUUGGACCGUAACGAUUGUUAGCGGUAACGGCUGAUCAAGACUCUGAGCGCAAUAUCGUCAGGUUGUGAAUGGAAUUUGUUUAUUUGUAAUUUGUUUGGAGACGAGGAGCCAAAUCGUGUCCGAAGUAGUAAAAUUAAAUGCGAAUAUUUGGCGAUAGGUCGGUAUUCAAAUCAAUUAAACAUCAUAAGGCCCAUCUACACGAUACGACCAGUCUUCCACGAUUCUCAUCCUGGCGUAUGUACUCGAAGAAAUGCGUGUAAGGGUGUCACAUUUCAAAUUUCGCCGUAAACUGAUGAACAGGAAUAGUGGUGUCUGCAGUCGUUUCCAUACGCCAGAUUGACAAUCGUAUAUGACUAGCAUCGUGUAAAUGGGCCUAUAUGGUUAGAAUUUUGUAUAACAAAUUUUAUAUCUUAAGCUAGAAUGACCCUAUAUAUACCCAAACACACCCGAAGUCCAGAUUGCCUUACAUUAGACCAGUUAACUGAUCAGUUAGCAUAUUUCAUCUAACUCCACAAUUCCUUAAUAAGCACUGUUUUACAGAUUGAUCCAAGCUGUCGCUAUGAAAACAUCAUUUCCAUUUCAAAAUUUGAACCGAAGUACCAUUUGUGUGGAGGAAUCAAUUUGCCAAAAAUUUUGCUUUGUGUUGGCUCAGACGGCAUAAAACGUAGACAGUUGAUAAAGGUAAUGUUAUUUUCUUUCUUAAUUCUUUAAUUUAAACAAUUUAUAAUAUAAUAUAAUACAAUUCUCAUUAAACAUGCCUUAAACAUGUUAGACAUGGCGAAAACAAUGGUCUGACGUAAUGCGUGUUCAGUUUAACUGUGGACAGCCUUUUGAAUUUAAGUUAGCCUGCGUAGCAGCCGUUUUUUGGGGGAAGGAUUUAUGGCCGAGAGAAUUAAGUCGGGGGAACCGUAGAUAUAAUAAAUAUCGUUUAUUUCUAUGGGGAGAACGCGCUGGCGAGAGAACGCUUAAUUUUCCCGGCUGCAAAUUCUCCCACACAAUUCACACUCGAAAUUUCUAGGUAGGCUACAAAACCGUAGUACAAGUCGUCAUGUCGAGUGUAGAUGCCCCAAAUUCUAGUAAGUUCAUUACCAUGAUAUCAAGACAACAAUGCGACAAGGAUUUCCUUUGUGUUUUCUUCGUGAAUUAUUAAUAAAGUUAUUAGUUACCCCUCAGAUUCAUUUAUUACUAUCACCCCUCAGAUUGAUAUUUACAUCUUUUGUUUCAAGGGAAAGGAUGAUUUGCGUCAAGAUGCAGUUAUGCAGCAAGUGUUUGGAAUGGUGAACACUUUAUUACAGAAGAAUGUGGAGACCAGAAAACGUAAUUUAAAAAUACGGACAUACAAGGUAAAUGACGUUAUUUUUAUUUCAUAUGCAUUAUGUGUAUUCUGACCUUGUGUUUUCCCAAGAAGCAUGCACUAGCCGAAAAUACAACUGUAAUGUUGAAAGUUGACCAUUUUUUAAACUAACCUAAUUCAUAUUUAGUUGGUGAUGAACCAUUCAACCUUCGAAGCGGUCAUUUGAGCAACACUAUAGCCUAUAUAACCACCGAAAACAGAUACUUGAAAAAUAACAACAUCAACAAACAAUGACAACAACAACAACAACAACAACAACAACAACAACAACAACAACAACAACAACAACAACAACAACAACAACAACAACAACAACAACAACAACAACAACUAUACGACAAAAAUAACUUUAUUCAACUAAAACAAUAACUUGAACCUAUGUUUUGCUUUGUGUCAAUUUUCUAUAUAAGGUUGUUCCAUUAUCUCAACGUAGUGGUUUAGUAGAAUGGUGUGAGGAUACAACGCCAUUAGGAAAUUAUCUUAUUGGAGGGCAAGGGAAAAAGAAUCUUGGUGCACAUGAAAGAUAUUAUCCUCGGGAUUUGUCUUCACUGGACUGUAGGAAGAAAAUGCAGGUUUGUAUAUUCAGUCGCCGUUGAUGACUGGAACCGAGUGUUAAAAAGUGAAAGAGCAGCUCACUAUUAAUAGUAUACAAAGUUUGACCGCAUUUGGUUAAAUACAGUAUGAAUGUGUGUGGAGUUUUGAAGUUUUUCGGGGCGCACAAUAUAUUUUAGAGUAACUAUUUUCCCACUUUUUGAUGGCUUGUUAUUCGUACAGUAUAUGUAUCCAAAUGUGGUCAAGAUUUGUGAACCUAAUCAUUUUAGCUGAUUAUUUCCAGUGGUUCAUUUCCCCUUUUAACACUCGGAAAUCCCCAAAACAGCUGCUUUAAAACAUUUCAAUGUUUCCAUGCAGAACUUGUAGUGUACUGAAAUCCAGGUAUCAAAGUCCAAUUUGAACUUCCAGUCAUUGUGUCUUCAAAGUGGCGUUUAGACUUCACUAUAGUUGCCACAGAAGAAACAUCAAAAGGCAUCUCAGAGAGUGGACCCUUACACAGUAACCCCCAUGUCGCAGAGAAUGAAGCAAUUAUUGCUAUAUGUACUGUAUAAAAUUUAUUUUAGGUUGUAAAAUGGUGAUAAAUGUUGUCAUAUAAUUUAUAUACAUAUGUAUGUAUGGGAAUUAUAUUAGGGAGGUAUAGGUGACAUUAAAUUUUACCAUCAGUUUUGUAUAAUUAUUGUAGGUUGUCGACCGUACCAAUGUUAAUCAAAAGUGUAAAGUAUACAAGGUAAGUUGACAAGUUCAGGAGUACACUCAUGCAGGGGAGGUUGUACAAAUCAAGCUAAAUAGCGCUAAUCGCCUGGGGCCGGCAUCAAACUCGCGUAUUGUAGAGUUAACUACUAUUUAAUUAUUGUUAAAAAGUAGUUCAGAAUUUCAUACAACCGGCUCCUCAUGAUGGUGCAUUUUUUCAACCAUCGUCAAGCUGCGGAAGUACGAAUAUCGGCCCGCAAUAUUCGGUAUGUAGAAAAUAUUAAACACUAUAAACAUUAAACUGGGUUAUACCGAUCAAUAUACGACCAAUUUUAGAAAUCUUGAAAAAAUAGAACUAUCGGUUGAUAUCGCCAUCUGGCUUUCGUACAACUAGCCCGUGUGAGGUAAAUAGUAAUGGCUUUAUUGGCAUGACCUCCUUAACAUAAUAGCAGCUCUGCCAAGCUUGUAUCGCAACCUGGAGAUGCUUGGAAAUGAAACGAUUGACUAUAUUUACAGUUGAGAAAGCUUCGGAUUAAUAGGGAUACAACUACCUGAAAAAUGCAAGGAGAACUUCAAUUGAACUUAUAGUAUUUUUCAAGUAGUUGUAUUCCUAUCAAUCCCUUUCUUAUUACUGCCACUACCUACACUAGCCGUUCAAGAUUAUAUUUACAGUUGAAGUAAUUUUAUUGUUUGUCUAAUAUGAUGAAGUAAAAUUUCAAAUUUGUAAAUGUACUGCUUAUUAUCAGCAUGAGUUAUGUAAUGAAUAUUUUAAUUUCCAGGAAGUAAUGUCUCGAUUCCAUCCAGUCUUCAGACAUUUCUUUUUGGAGAAAUUUCCAGAUCCAUCACUAUGGUUUGAGAAACGUCUUGCAUACACAAGAAGUGUGGCCACCGCUUCCAUAGGUACGUUUUCAGUGGCGUCAAAACUUGACAAACUUCGCACUUGGUCUAAAAAAUUUGCAUUUUUGUCACCAAGAGUUUCCAAAAUUUUAGAAACUUACCUCAUCUUUAGUACUGCAGUCUGUUACAUAUUUAUUUCAUCUACACAGAGCACUUACUACACAUCGAGGUAUAAUACCGCUCUCAAACAAUCAGCCCCACGUUUAUAAAGUUGUAGUUAUAAUAGUUUUUAUAUAACACCUUAUUAAAAUGUGGUAAAUUAGUAGGCUGAUUAUAAUCACGUGGUAUUGAAUGAAAAUUCCCAUUUUACAGCCGUGCAUUUUUUACUAUAUGUUUCGUUCCAUUGUUUGGUUUUCAUGAAAACUAACUUCAUUAACUCGGCUGUCGCCUCGUGAAUGGAAAACUCCAUCUUUCACCUCAUGAAAAUAUUCUUACCAUUGCAAUCAUAACUUUAUUAUAUUUAUUGUGUUAUUAGUUGGUUAUAUUGUGGGCCUUGGUGAUCGUCAUGUCCAAAACAUCUUGAUCGAUUGCAAUACUGCAGAGUUGAUUCAUAUUGAUUUAGGUGAGUUUAACACUUUAUGGAAUAUUAUGAUAUGGAAUACAAUAAUUUUAAAAUAAAUUUUACAACAAGAACGAUUGAACGAAGACUAAAUGAUCUUAUUAAACCCCAAUCAUAACCCCUUCCCCAAUUCAUAACCCCAGCCUUAAGCCUGUCCCCAAUUCAUAGCCCUUUCCCUGACCCCUGUCAUAACCCCUUCCCUGAUCCUAACCAGUGCCGCAGAGAGGUUGGCGGGGGCCCGGGGCAAAUAUUUUUUUGGGGGCCCCCUAUCCAAAAAAAAAAUUCCAGAAAAAAGUUUUUCCGGAGAACAACCUCCCCCCCCCCCGGGCCAAAAAUUUUUCGGUCAGUGUACCAUUUUAGGGGUAAAAAAAAUUUUACGGACUAAAAAAUUUUUUCCGGACGAGUACGUUGCUAUUGCUUUCCAGGGACUUUAUCUCAUUUUUUAUGCCAAAUUUCGGUACUUUUCUCAAGAAAACAGAUAUCUUGUCCUUUGCGCGGAAAUAUUUAACACACAAAAAACACUGGGGCCCAACAAAAUUUUUUCAGGGGCCCCCAGCACCUCGGGGCCCGGGGCAAUUUGCUCCCCCUGCCUCGGCGGCCCUGAUCCUAACCUCAAUCAGAACCCUUUCCCUAACUCCAAUCAUAAUCCAACUCUGACCCCAAUCAUAAUCCCUAACCCUGACCUCAAUCGUAACUUCUUUCCUGACCCUGUUGUGCGCAAAACAUGAGGAUAUCACCUCCUAAUAUGGAAAGUCAUACAGCCAUGAUUUCACCACAUGCGAGACGUGUUCUUCCAGUUUGCCUCCGACAAACACUAUCGGUAUUUCUCUUACUACAUCUCUAAGGAGAACACUUUAGAGCAACUGUGAACGGAAGAAACACAAAUUAAUAAAGUCUAGUAUUUAAUUUUUGUUGUGAAAUGACAUAUUAUUUUGCCACCAGGCGUUGCUUUUGAACAAGGGAAAAUGCUACCAACCCCAGAGACGGUUCCAUUUCGUUUGACGCGAGAUUUGGUUGACGGCAUGGGUGUCUCAGGUGUUGAGGGGGUGUUUCGAAGAUGUUGCCAGAAGACGAUGGAAGUGAUGAGGACGUCACAAGAAGCUCUACUUACCAUCGUGCAGGUUAGAGCACUGAGUUUGUAUUUCAAUUCUAACGUUCAAACAGGGUGCCGGUUAACCGAGCAGAAAUUGUUGCAAGGUUACAUUGAAUUCCAACGUUCAAACAGGGUGCCGGUUAACCGAGCAGAAAUUGUUUCAAGGUUACAUGGCAAGUUUCAACCCUGGAUGAGUUAAAAUUUCAGUUCAACUGGAGUGAAAUCUCAACUCGAGAUGAAAGUCUCAAAAUGGAUAUAUUUCACUUCUUCAAAUAAUUUGUUCAUUUGUGCGAGUUUGUGAUUGCAUUUUAAAACGGGAGGUUGGUCUGAAACUGUUGUUGUAAUCAGCUCUUAUACACACAUAAAUUUCCUGUAUUGAACUAUUUUAUUUCAAUUGCAAGGUCCUGCUGUUCGAUCCACUAUACGUGUGGACGCUGAGUCCUUUGAAGGCAAUGUCUUUACAAAGAAAACCUGAUAUGGAUGCUUCGUCUGACGUCACAAGUUCAAGCGUCUUGGAAAGACGUGACAGCUUAGAUGAAAGUUCUGUCAACAAGAUGGCGGAACGAGUUCUUGUUCGGUUGAGACAAAAACUGGAUGGAGUAGAAGAUGGGACAUUGCUGAGCGUUAAGGGACAAGUGAACCAUUUGAUACGAGAGGCGAGGGAUCCUAAGAAUUUGUGCAGGUUAUUUCCAGGCUGGCAACCAUGGAUAUAGAGAUUCUCAACUUUCGUCAGUAAACAUGGCCACUUCAUCCUAGUGUCCUUUCUCGUCAUUGCCAACGUGUCUCUGAUCAUUUGUGAUCAUUGCCAACAUCCACAGAACACAACUAUACGGCGCAGUACGACUGCCUGAUUACCACAAGUACGUGCGCUGUUCGCUAUUGGAAAACAUGUUUGGCGAAAUAUUUACAAAAAUAAGCAGUUCAACUGGGUUAAAUUAAUUGACAAACAUCCCAUUAAUUAAACAACCACGACAUAAAUAUAACCAUAUCUGUAUUACUGAUAAUAUAGCAACUUUGGUACUUCGCAUACCGUAUUCACUCGUUUAAGCGCUGCCCCCGAUUAAGCGCCGCAUUCACGGUCGGCAAGAGUUGUUCGAGAAGCCCAACCACGGAAGCAAAACGCCCUGGCAAUGUUACACUAUAUGCAACUUCUGUCACAAUUUUGCUGGAACGCACGUAAAUAUCCCCUGCAAUCGUCGAGUCUCGCAACAGUUUUGUUGCAGGAAGCAUUCCAAAAGCUAGUUCGUCUGGUUCUACAACGACAUUGUUUCGCAACAAAUUUGCGACUUAACAAGUCUCGGAAUUUUUUCCUGUAUUUCAGUGUUUUAUUUUGUAGCAUUUCUUGUCAUCGUUUACAAAUACAAUGUUUUAUUAAGAGCACCGCCAUCGAAUAAGCGCCGCCCUUAAAUAAGUGCUGCAUCCGAAACACUAAAAAUGUAAAGAGCGUGCGGCGCUUAAACGAUUUUAAAUAUACGGUCCUGCACGACUGCGUGAAAACCGUAGAUAUCUUAUAUACGCUAGAUAGCGCAUCUCUUUUAGGAAAAUUGAAGCCAAGAAUAUUCCAGCGGUUACCCCCAUUUGAAUAGAUGGCGGCCAUGUUGGUGUUUCCCACUCGCCAAUAAACGCUUAAAAACAACAAUAACUUUCAUCAUUUGAAUAGUUUAAAAAUGUAUUUGGAAUAGGUUUACCUUAAUAUUUAAGUUCCGUGUUUAGGAAAUAGAAAACAUACGAAUCUUCUCAUUUCAUGGGAAUAUCCAGAGUCUGCAAUUACGGCUUCAAUUUUUGAUCAUGAAUUGUAGAAUAAUUAGAUGCACUAUCUAGUGUAAAUAAGAUAUCUAUGGUGAAAACAUGGUUGUUUAUGAAUGCGCACAGGCAAACUGAAUAAAGACACUGAAAUGACUUCCUACAGAGUAAUAAGAAAUAUAUUUAAUUUUCUAUUUCUAAAAGUUAAGAUUUGUACAAAUUAGAAGUUUUUUUUAAAUUUGAUAUGUUAAAUUUUCCUUUCUUCAGUAUGUAUCUCCACUGGCUUUUUCGUUGUGUGCUGACAAUCGUUCCAAAUCAUUGUUUCCUAGUUAACAUACUCGAAAAUCGUGUUAUUUUUUUAAGAUUUAGGUCUCGAUCAAGUUUUUGAAGUUGCACUUUUCUCAAUUUUGACAAAGUACUCCAUUGUUAUUAAUAUGUACAGCACUUUCUGUUAGGGUCAAAUCACCUAGAACGCAGUGUGCUGAAAUUUUCAUAUAUGGUAGGCCUAAAUGGUAUUAUAAAAUAACUACAGUGAAACACGCAAUUUGAUUGGUCAAUAGCCGUGCAGGAUCAGGCUAUCCUGCAUGCACGAGGAUUAAAAUGCCUUCGCGGGAUUCUCAAAAUGUCAUUGUUUCACUGUAGUUAUUUUAUAAAACAAUUACCAAAUGGUUUUGCAAGCAGAAUAGCGUGAUCCAUGCACUUGGGAUAUUGCUCGACUUUCGGAAAGCGUAAAAAUACACUCGCCUGCGGCUCGAGUAGUUUUACGCUUUUCGAAUGUCUCGCGACAUCCCGCGUGCAUGGAUCACGCAAUCCUGCAUGGAAAACCAUUCGGUAUUCCUUUAGUACUGGAUUGUUAUACGAACCAUAGACGGAGGAUAGUUGCUUAUGAUUGUUGUCAAUAAUGCACGAGGGUGGGGCAUUUGCAUUAUCGUGUGAUGUUUUCUUGCCCAAAUCACAAAUGUGAAAUGCCUGACAAGUAUAGGCAUGUCCCGAUUGUGCUCGGCAACUUUAAUUGCAUUCCACCACGAUUUCGGGUUACUGCUUCUUAAACGUCUAAUUUUCUUAUCAUAUAGAAUGAUUUCUUUAUCUCAUUAGAUACUUUGUGGCGUAGCGAUCUAAAUUUAUAAAAUAAUGCAAAAUUAUAUGGCAGCUAGUUUUCAAUUCAGUCAAUAGUCAAUACACAUCUGAUUGGUUAAAUCGGUACAUUAAACCAGUUUAAACGAGAGGGUCCACGAAAUGGUCCACUGGUCUAGUCCACUUGUCUAAUCCACUGGUCUAGUCCACGGAUCAAGUCCACGAAGGCAGUCCGUGGACCUCAUGAGGUCCGCGUUUUGUCGUUUCCUGUGCGGAGUGCGUUUACAGAGUCUGUCUAACGUUAUUAUAAUCACACUUUAAUGUGAUAAUCUUGACUCUAUAGGUAGAAAAUUUCAAAGUUCAAAUAGCUGAAUAACGGAAAGCUCGUGCAAAAAUCCUUGUAUAUUUAUAUCACGGUUUAAUUCGCUCGUGGAAUGUAAGUUUGUGGAUAUGCAAAUUUUCUUGUUGUGUGCAUGCUGACAAAUGACAAAGACAUGCAGUCAUUCAAGUCACGCGUUAUCAACGAGCUAUCACAAUCAGACAUAAUAGUAUACUAGUUAUAAAGAACAGUUUAAUAUACCGUAUUAGGAGCAAGGCAUGCGAAGAACUUGUCCCUUAUUGAGUUUGGCAAAUUUGAAAUUCAGCUGCUCAAACCAUUAGGUAAGUAAAUUUUAUCAUUUGGUACAAAGUCAUAAAGCUAUGCAUGGUUGACAAAGACGACACUGUCGUUUCAGACAGUCGGGUAUUAUAGCAAUCUGUUGAGUAUUAGACCGGUAUUUGUAGCAAUCAGUUGAGUGUCUAUCUGUUUGGUAGCGCAUAAGAAAGCAAUAAUUCAUCAUUAUAACCCUCAAAGGCAAUGAUAACAUAAAAUAGCAACAAUUUAACAAAAUAUAGUGUGAGCAUACAGUCUCACUACAGUGUAGCUAAUAAACCAAAACAUAUUAAGUUACAAGUCAUUCGAUGCUUUAGUUUUCUAGCAUUCUCUAGAAUUUAUAUUUAGUAGCACUGCAGUCUGCAAUGCAACUAGUUGGCUUCACUAAGACUACGAUCACCUCGCCAGUUGCCUAGUCCGCAAAUGGUGGCCCACGUUUAAUUUGUGUCUCACUUCUUGUUAGCAUAAUAUGGCCUCAGCCAUAUUAUCUAUCACUAUCAGUAGAUUAAUUAAAGUUUUAAAAUAUAGUCGACUUAGUUUUCUUUAUGUCUGUCUUUAAUAAUAGUGGUUUUGGUGUGAUAUAUAAUUAUAUAAAACAUCUAACAGAUCCAUAAGAAACGGCCAGAGUUUAUAGAUAUAGUAUUUUAUGGUAUAUUGCCGAGGGCAGCGGGUGGCGGAUGAUCUCAACGGGUGACGGAUAACUGGUGACGCGUGACUUACACAAAAAAUUGUGUUUUGACCAAUUGUGUUUUGACCAGUCGUGUUUCAAGAUCAGUAAUUUACGGUAUAAUUUACCUCAGUCAUUUGUUAUCCUGCAGCUCUGAACUGCUUGGAAAUAUCACCGUAUUUACGUAUUAUGUUCACAUUUUAGCGUCAACUAAGAAAAAAUUGUGAGUGAUUAGAAGGUGAAAACAUACUAAGAAAUAGUAUUGGAGGGAAUUCAUUUAAAUAAAAUAUUUUAACCUAAACAACAAACAGAACACGCGAAACGUUCGUUAACUAAAGUAUCAACACACAAAUUUCCCAAUGUAAUUCUAUGAUCAUAAAUAGAUUAAUAUAAAUGGGUGCAAAAUGUUACCUGUCACUCGCCACCCGCGCAAAAUAUAUUGUAUAUAUUAAUAUCAUAGGAACAAGAGAACAUGGUGAAAGUUUUGAAGAGACAUUUUGAAUUGAACACCGCGGGAACAGAAAUAGUCAUUGCCGAAAUAAUCCAACUAAUACAACUAAUAUUGCCUGCAAAUCUAAUUGAAUCACACUAUCGGUUGGAUUUACCUGUUUUUUAUGUUAUGCAAAGGCCCAUACUAUAUUAUCUUGUAUCUCACCUCGACACAUAUACGUAAGAAAAAUUCAUAUUAUGGUACAAGAAUGUUAAAUGAUAAUAAACGUUUGGCAAGAAAGAAUUGAUGAAGAAAUAACAUCAUGUUUCAAUAUUUCUCAUUUAAUUCACAGGAAUUCAAGUAUGAGUGAAAGCGUAAAGGCUUUAGGUAGGUUCAAAUACUUCAAAAUUACUAUGUGAACAUCUAGUGAAAUGAUAACAUCACUUUAAGUUGAAAAAACAAUAUAAUUAGACAAAUAUUGUUACUUCAUAGUAAGUUUAUGAACAAUUACUUCAAUAUAAAGCUGUGUCAAUAUCCCUAAUUCAAGCUUGCAAUUGAUGAAAGUUUUUUUGCAGUUUCUAUACCCUGGUUCCAUGAGAGGUUUAUUUUCAUUACAUAUAAUAUUAGCAAUCGCGAAGUGAAAAUAAUCCUCUGGUUAAGAAAGCGUCAAUAAUCGCGCUAUCGACAUCCUAUUAACAACUAACCAACGAGAACACACUUGACACGUGACAAGUUUUGAACUGAACCAAUCAUAGAGCUUUUUGUGUAAUUAUCCAAUCAGAAGACAAAGUCAGAAUCUGACCCUAGUAGUUUUAAGAUUGCCGCGGUGCGAUCAAUCAAUUGCUGCUUUCAACAGAGGUUUAUUUUCGCCAUUUCUAAUACUAAAAUAAACCUCUGUAACAGGGAACGAUCCAAUAUCUCUAUAAUUGCAUCAUCUGUUUCAUAAUUCUGACCGUGGUCUUAAUCUUUCAUGUUUUAUUCCUCAAACACCGUUUAUCAUGGACUUCACUAAAAUCAUGCUUUGUGACAAUAGUGAUCACUUAUUCUUCUUUAGGUCUUGUAUGCUGUGCAAUUUUACUCAUUGCCACAUGUAUUGUGGUGCCAAUCUCAAUGAUUGUUAUCGGUAAGUAGUUCUUUAAUAGUUUCAUGGAUGAAUUGCAUCUGUUUCUGAAUGUUUUUAUUAUUUUUAUUGCGUCCUCGUUGGAGCUUCGGUGGCGAAGUGGUUAGCGCACUUGCCUUUCACCUCUAAGGCUGCAAGUUCAAGCCUCAGUGAGAACUUUCUUAAUGCGACUAGAACCCAGUCCUCAUGUGAAAAGAGUAAGAGUCAACGCUCUGACGAAAGUCGUGGGUUUUCUCUGGGUACUCUGGUUUCCUCCCACAGGGAAAGUUGACAGAGUGGGUUAGAUAAAAGCGCCCACAGUAAUUGGCAUAUGCUGUUGUGAUGACCCUGCCCUAGUUGGCAAAGCUAAAUAAAAAAAUAAAUAAAUAAAAAUAAAUAGUUAGUGAAGUUGUAAAAUAAAAACUCCCGCUGGCGUCAUGUUGUUCAAAUUUUUGGGUGGUAAAAUUUCAUAUCACUAUCUAUUGUAACAAUAAUACUGCAAAAUUAAUAUAAUUUAAUCAGCAAUGAUUUCUUUCAAGAUUCAGUCGGUGACUCAGUGUUAAACAUGCACUUAAUUACAUCCCUCAAACAUUUCUUACAAAUCCUUCAAAACUUAGAAUGCCUUAUUGUUGACAGCGUUUAAAAUGUUGUUAGUUUCUUAAAAGAUUAAAAUGGCUAAGUGAGUGAGAGUAGGUAUAGUAUUGACUCUCCGGAAGGUAACAAGCACAACAAGCGCACUAAACAAUGUAUUUUAUUCGUUGGUUAGGUGACGUUUACAUACAUGAUUGUCCUAUUGAACAUGAGAUUCCAGUCUGGUUAAUUGUAUCGGGUGUUGUGGCCUUGUUCCAAGGGUUAUUUGCUCCAGCGUUUCGUAAUGACGGGAAAUCAGAACGAACUUCUGGUCGUCGAAUUUUUCAGGCAGUUGGUCUAAUUAUCAAUAUUUUUCAAAUGGUUUGGUUCAUUAUUGGAAGUGUCUGGGUUUAUGGCAACUACGAACCAAGUUAUAAUGAAGCUGAUGGUGACAUGUUUUGUAAUGAAACAGUGUAUUUGUUUAGUUUCUGGAUCUUAAAUGUUACCUACAUUGGCUUGUGCAUCGCUUUAUUCGUCUCCAUUGGAGUUUCCCUGUAUAAUAGAGGCCUAAGUUCGUACUAA